Pelobates cultripes (western spadefoot toad) is the source of this 79149-nucleotide messenger RNA. NCBI's taxonomy places the organism in Eukaryota, Metazoa, Chordata, Amphibia, Anura, Pelobatidae. The record is from the annotation of a GenBank genome assembly.
CAUACAUCUGGUUUAGACAAAAUCCGAACUCGUCUGUGGAUUUAGCUCUGUGACCACAUUUAUCAUUAUAUGGAUAGCCCCCCAUGGACAGCUGGGGUUCAGCACACAGGUCUGUAGUGAAAGUGUUAAUACUUUGCAUGGACACACUGUAUGGCUGAGCACAUAGUAAAAUUAAAAAGGUUAUAUACAGAGCCUGUCCAAGGCAAUGGGAUCCUCUGUGCCAGUAACAAUGAGAUUCCAUCCAAAAUGCCAUUUCUCUAGCUGUACAUCAAAAGGGCUGUAUCAGUCCUAGGGGGUCCUUUAUUGACAAUCCACCAGUCCUUCGCCCCUUUGACUCUCUCUUAUAAGUUGCAUGAAGUUUUUAGGGGUCAUAGCUCAGCGAUGCUGCUUUAAUGAACAGAUUUUGCAGUGGGACAGGGAACCAGUUAACUUCCAGGAUAGGAAGCAGAGGGGCAAUGCACAUUAACAAAAAAAGCCUACUUUUAGGAAUGUGUGAGCCAGCCUCCCAGCUCUGGAUUACCUCUCAGAUUGGUGAAUUUGGCCAAGUAACAUGAGCCUCCCCUCCCUUCCUGCUCUCCCCCCUCUCUUUGCAUUGUGGGAGCUGUAGUGCUUCUCCAUGGGAACUCUUCACUUGUUGAGGAAUUUAGAAAAACGACUGCCCGAGAGCUGUGCAUUACAACAAUGUAUCAGCCCGUGUAAACAAUGCUUGAUGCUCCUGCAGUGCACGUUCUGUGCUGAGAUACAAAGUAUCCCAAGGCCUGUGUGGCAGCCCAGCCAUGGCCAGUUCUGCUAGCCUUUGUAACUCUGACAUUGUGCUGCAGUACAGUGUAGAGUCAGUCCAGAUAGUCCCUGGUUUGCUAGCCACAGCGGUGGUCCUGGGCACUGUGAUUGGCAUCAUCUCUGCAGGGCUGCUAUGUGUCUAUGUCUUCCUGCCAUGGCUGUCAAAGAGGAAAAAGGUAUGUUUUGUUAAGUAUUUCUUAUAUUUUAUUCCUGAGGCGCCUACAUACAUAGUAGUGUUGUACAGUACAGUAUAGCCAAUAUAAAUAGCAUUGACCGCGUAGGUGUGAUUUUCAUUUUUAAGGGGUUAAUAUGGGUCAUACUGCUGAUCGUAUUCACAAAUAUUGAUAAGCUUCAUGGAGUUGUUUACAAACAUGGAUUGUUGGUAAAUGAAUAAGCUAUACAUAAUUACACAAUCGUUUUAUUAGUUUAGCAAACAGUCUAUUCUGCAACCAUAAAUAAAGUGUGAUCUAUCCCUCUGUAGGACACACGUAGUAAAAAAAAAAAAAAACACAUUUGGGUAAAUUCUUGUUUUGAGGGAAUUUUAGGCUUAGUUUAGAAUAAAAUCACUUAUCUUAAAGUGUUUUGUUUUUUUUUGGUUUGUUUUUUAAUUCAUGGGCAUAAUGUUGUUCCUCUCAUAUAUGGGUCUCUUUGUGGGCUUUAUUCACUAAAUAGUGAAUUGCGGUGAACUGAAAUUGAUUUGGAAUGUCAGACCAAAAUAGUUGCACUGUAAAUAUUCUGGAAUUCAUUCAUUUUUUGAGUUUGGCUAUUUUAGUCUAAAUGUAUUCAUAGCUUUGUAAUUCAGUGAAUAAACAAUCCCAUCUCCUGCUAUAGUGCUGGGAAUCUCUGCUGCAUAGCCCAUAUUCUGUGCAUUGGAUAAUUUAACAAACAGAGACAGUGCAAUGUGGUAAACGUAAUACCUAAUUUCAAUAUUAAAGCUAAACUAGCAGGCUUAUUGGAUAAAAUAUUCUAAAUUAUUCAUUUAACACCAAAUUGCAAUAAACUGCAAUCUGAACUGGGAUUUAGGCUAAAUAGCCAAACUAAGACAGUGAGGGGAUUUGUUUUUCUCCAAAUUAACUAUUGCGGUCUGAAGUUUGCAAUUCAACCUUCAGCUCAUCAACAUUUAGUGGAUAAACUGGGAAAUAUGGCAAAUUGUAAAACUACACUGAAAAUGUUGGCCUUAGUAGCCACACUUGAAAAGUCUACAGCUUCUUCACAUCAGAUAUUUUGGCAUGAAAUGCGUUGCCUUAUUAAUGGAAUCGUCUAUGCACAAAAGCUGCUCAAUAUUAAAGGAACACUGACAUCACCAUAACCACCAUGGUUGGUUUAGCAUCGCCCCCAUGUAAGUAGUUACAUAAAUCUAGACUGGUUAGACUUCGUACUUGGGGUCCAUCGGAUAUAGCUCCCCACCAAUACUACAGCCUACAGGGAAGCCAGGAAUUCCCUGCCUGAGUUUAACCUGGCAGCUGUAAGCCAAAAACAGGCCUCUAGUGGCUGUCAAACUGCCACUGGAUGCACUUCCUGUCACGAUUCCGGAACUAACACACUAACAGGUCACAGAGAGGAAGGGUGCUAUACCGGUCCUUAGAGUGGCCGGGCUAAGAAUGGUCAGGAGACAAGCCAAGUAAAGGGAGCCAGAAAACGGGAGAACGAGAAACAAGCCGAGGUCAAAGGAGUGGAGAAGACAGGAUAAUCGGAAUAACGAGCCAAAUAAUCGGAAACCAGAGAGCAACACGAGAGAACAGCACUACAGGUAUCACAAGACCACAACAGGGCACUGAGGGACAGGAAAGGUAAGUAUAAAUACCCUUGGUUUAAUUCUGAUUGGAUAACUUCCAAUCAGAAUUAACAAUCACACGUGGGGGAUAUCUAUACCUCCCACUGUGAUUGUGGUACCGUUUCUUUAACGCCGGGUCACUCACGUGACCCCGGCGUUUGCAUAAUUUAGUGUCCUCCCAGCGUGCAGCGUUAUACAUGCUGCCGCUGGGGGGCGUGGAGGACGCGAGCGGCAGAGAGGAGACGCCGCUCGCCGACAGGUGAGACGAGGGGAGACCGCGGGCGGCGACGGACUGAGGGUGAGUGCUGCAAGUGGCGUGCAGCCUCCCCUCCUAGCAGCCCGCGGAUCCCUGACACUUCCACUUUACAUUAUUUGUUUUUUAAAAGACAAAAGAUUUCAUAACAUACAGUAUGACAAUGCUGAACUUUCCAUGCAUUGGAUUACAUUGUAUUCAGUGCUUCUCAUUAAGAAGCAUGGGAUUGAGGAUUGCCAAGUAUUUUUCAUGUGUCCUCAAUGCUUAUCAGUGAGAGGCAUCUGAUUUAAUCAUAAUUAAUUAUCUCACCAUAAAAUGAUUGGGCUGAGGAACAGCGGGCGCACCUGCCACUUGAAAAUGGCAACAUCGCUGUUGGGACUUGUACCCUUUCUCUUCCUUUUAAGUUAUCUACAUUUUAUUUCCAUGCCUUAGUUUAGUUAAAAAAGUUGUGCUACACUUAGGGCUCACUCUCCUCCCUAUACUACAUAUGGCUGAACGACCAUACUGGUCGACACUGGGUGAACUGAGACCCAAUUAUCUCCCUUGAUUACGUCCAUCCUCCCCAUCACCCCCCCCCCGCUCCAAUCUUCUUGACCCACAUACAAAACAGUUGGCGGAGCUGCCUCACUCAAAAUCUUGAGACACCAUAACAAGUUACUCGAUUUAGCUAACUGAUCCUCAAGGAUUCUCUGUCCUAUCUAUCCUGCACCACAGUUGUCAUACUCACGGGCCCUCGCCCUGUAUUAACCUUGGGCCUACUAGCUAGCCACCACAAGGGUCCACAACUUGGUAGGGAGCGGGACCAUUAAAAUUAAAAUAAACUUGUUUUGCCUAGUGUGUAACUUAACAUCUAUUAUUUCCACUGAUCAAACCCCAUCUUGCUUAGCAUGUAACCUAACCACUAUUACUUAACCUCGUAUAGUCAGUCAGUGUAUCCAAACUCUUACCUUAUGUCACUUUGUCUCUCUGCUGGCUACUUCUCCUUUUUGAAAAAAUUAUUUCUAUAAUUGAAAUUGCGCCGUUUUGCUACUAAACCUUUUUCACAAAAUACCGUGCUGUUUACUCGCAUUGAAACGUAAUGUUAUCGCUAAUUACAUCUGUUGUAAUGUUCACUGUUUCGUUGUGUAUUUGACAUAUACCGGCAAUUGCUGUCGUGGCAUUGCGGGUUACCCUGUAUACUCCUGCACAACCAAAAAUAAAGAAUUUAAAAAAAAAGUGAAUAUGCAUACAAAAUGCAGAUAUGCUCUUAUUUUUAUCCAGAUUUACAAUAGACAUGUCUGUAGACUAUCACCCCAAAGAAUUACGUAAACUCAAAUGUCCCACUUCUGCGCUGACGAAGCCACGGGAGACAUGCAGAGGGAAUCUCGUACCGAAGUCCUUAGGACAAUCCUAUUGAAUUGCAGGUUUUUCUGUUUACAAAAUAGUGUUUAUGGUCUAUCUUUUCAAUUAUAUUUUUAAUGUAUACUGAAACAGCCGACUGUCGUGGGGCAUGGAGGAAAAAAAAAAAACAUUGGAGUGACAUUGUCAUCGAGACAUCUUGUGUAUGUUAAUACAACGGUUAUGAAAACGUUGUUGUAAACUACGUCAUUGUGAAUUCUUCAUACUGCUGUCAAACAAUAUUAACAUGUCUUGUACAACUGCCUCAUGAUGAUUGACUCAAACUCCAAUAAAAGUUGAAAAAAUAAAAAAUAAAUAAGAUUGGGCUGCAAAGCACAGACUUCCUCCAUGAUUGAUUACAGGUAAUCUUAAAGGGACACUAUAGGCACCCUGAUCACUUCAGUUCAUGGAAGUGGUCUGGGUGCAUUGGCCCUGUCAGUUUAACCCUGCAAUGAUAAUUAGUUAUUGAUAAUCUGCAAUAAUUACAUUGCAGGGUUAACUCUACCAGAAAGCCACUAGAGGUGCUUACAGGUUGUUAAGCGACUUUUGGUAGCCUAACUGAUGCUAGACGUCCCCAAGCUCUGCAUGAGGACAUUCAGUGUCAGCUAAAACCCUGUAGGAAAGGAUUGAUUCAGAGUUUUCUUAUUGAGUUGUCCUAAUGUGACCACUGCACUCACUACGCAUGCACAUUAGAUCCUUAAAGUUGGGGGAGGAGGAGCAAAGGCAGAGCCUGACCCAGCACCGUGGUACAUCUGCGCUGGAUUCAGGUAAGUGACAAAAUGGUUUUUAACCCUUUCUGCGCUGCGGGGUGGCAUGCGAACAAAGGGGGCACUAUAGGCUAGAAAUACAAGUUUGUAUUCCUAGCCUAUAGUUUCCCUUUAAUUGUGUUUUGCAACUUUUUUUUUUUUUUUUAAACAAAAGGUGUUGCUGUAAUCUAAACAAAAAUUAACACUCCUGACUUGAAAAUAAAUAUAUGUAUUUUUUAAAUGUACACACCGCAAAUCACUUUUUAGUAUAAAUACCCCCAAUGAUAACAUACAUGCAUUUAGUUAUGCAUUUUUCCAUUGGGGGUUUAUCUAAAGACAGCUUGCAAAAGCUUUACAUUUUGUUGUCUGCAGCCUUUGCAAGCCAUCCCCUUCCAGACCCGCCCAGAGUUUCUGUGGCUGUCCAAUCACAGCCUUCCCAAUGCAGCCCAAUGAUAAGUCUUUGCAAGGCAGGUUCUCUGGGCAAUUUCUUGCCUCUUGAGUCUAGCUCCACUGAGCUAACAAAACCAGGAAAUAACAGUUUAUUUUAUAAAAUUGUCAUUUCUAUUGAAAUCUAUACUUUUUCUAAAAUAAACAAAGGGACACACUCUUCACACAUAAAGCAUUUCAGCAAGCUAGAGCGCUUUAGGUGUUCUUUAGUUAUAGGUAGUAUUCCUUUAAUUCCUUAUAAUCCAUAAUUUAGUGCUUAAACCUACUCACUCAUGGCAGAUUUCUCCAUAUUUAUUAUUCUUGCGAUUGCCCUUGGGAAAAAAGAGAAAAGUGUCUUUUUUUCCACAUGUCUAAUGCUCAUUUUUGUAGCAAACUGUGCAGCUACUGUUUUUAAAAUGAUGUAAUUAUAUUAUGCUAAUUUUACUGAUAGUCUUUUUUUUUUUUUUCUUGGUUUGAGAUGUUUUUCACAUUCGGAAGUUAUUAUUUUAUGCCCCAUGCAGACAUGGAUGGAUUAUCUCCAGGCCUUGUAAUAUAAAUCUAUCAAAUUGCUAUUAUGUGCUGAAGAACAAUGUCCAUCGGAAGUGGCUAAAAACCUGAAUUACCCAGACCUUGUGAUACCCGUGUUUCCUAAAUCUAUUCCAGAAACUAAUAAAUAUCGAUGCAGUUACCUGCUCUCCCAUAGUGGGUCACCAUACCUAAUUUUGGUUUAAAGUGAACUUAUCAUGACUGCUUCUCUUUAACCGGAAUGCACCCCCUAGGCACAGACAGACUGUAUCCAUCAUUCAUCGUAGAGAUACAUGAUAUAUUCAAUGUAAAGUUAUUCGAUUGUACAAUUCUUCUGGUUCUGAGACGCCAUGUUUGCAGCUCAUUGGGACAUAUAUUGCCAGCGCGUCAGUUGCUAAACAGACUGACAUCUGUCACUCAGUUCCCUUGCUGACAUUAGAGGCUCUGACUAGAAAGUAAUCAUGCCAUUUAAACAGCAUGCACCGUGGUUACUAUGCUGAAGAGCAGGAUGAGGGCCUGUAGGAGAGUUAUUCUUCUCUCCUUGUUAUUCAUUUCUUUGGUGUAAUGGUCUAUGCUCUAUCUAUACCGAAGAUUUGAUUGACAGGUGGAAAAGGGAACUAUUUUUAAACGGAUCUGUUACUUUCAGAAGUCUUUACACAGAGUGGCAGGUCCAUUGUCCAAAAUACAUAGUAGUUCCUUAUUUGUCUUAUGGGAUCUUUGAAUGCAUUUAAAUUUCCAUUUGAAAUUCCAAUGCAGUUUUGAUCAGUAUUUCAUAUCGAAUACAGUAUAUCUUUAUGAAAUACUGAACAGUGACAAAUCAGCUUUAAAUAGUUUUUUUUUUUUUUCUCUCAAAUUCUAUAUUUGCAAAUCAUUAUGCUUGCACAAUGGAUUUUAAUGUGUUGGGUUUUUGUUUUGUUUUUUAACUUAACAAGCUUGUGCAUAACCUGGCAAGAACAUUAAAGGAAAACACUAUUAAAAAAUAAUAUAUACUAAUGGGGAGUUCCUUGAACUGUGUAGAUUGCCAGCCCCAUUCGGGUUUCAGCAUUGAAAGGGUUAACAUUAAACUACCCUUGCCAUUAUUCCAGCACUGGUAGAGUCUCCUACUCACACAAACUCUGAGCCGUCUUCUGUAAACCACCAUUACUGAUGAUUGAUAUCCAUACAGAUGCUUCUCAUAGAGGCACAUUGGGACUCAUGACACGUGUGGCGGUCUGCUAACAGUAAUUUUUUUUUUCCUAAAAAGCAUUGAAAUCAACAGUUCAGCUACAGUUCAAGGGAUCCAGGAAAUCCUCCAGACCAGGCUUCCCCAAACUCUGGCCCUCCAGAUGUUCCUGAACUACAACUCCCAUGAUUCUCAGCCUAUUUGUUGUAGUUCAGCAACAUCUGGAGGGCCGGAGUUUGGGGAAGCCUGCUCCAGGCUGUCUGCUUUAAAGAUGGGAGGUGUUGCGAAGGCAAUUUGUAAAAGUAAAUUUAUCAAGAGAAAAAAGCGCUUAGAAAAAAGAGAUUGCCAGAGGAGACAUAGUUAAUUCCUAAAGCACAUCAAUAAGAAACCCUCUAAGUACCAUAAUCACUACAGCAAGCUUUUGCAAGUAGUUAAACUGUUCUGGAAGUGUUUGACUUCUUAUGUUUCCUGGAGCUUAGAGAGAAGUAUCGAGUGGUGCUUAUCAAACACUUGGCAGUCAAAAGAUUCCUAAAAAUGUUGUUUACUUACAAUAAGGGGCUGCAGUGCGCUCUAGCACGCUAAGUACUACAAAGUAGUGGUUAUGGUGUUUGGCUCAAUCCUUUAAAGCAACAUUUUAAUUUUGGACAUGACAGUCCCUCAUUCAUUCAACCCAGUGACGGCUAAUGAUGCUCUUAUUGAGAAGUACAGUAGAAGAAGUAAAAAUCUUCCUGUGUCACUCUUGUGUCUGGUGUGAAGUUAUUACUCCAUAAAGCUCGAAGUUUGCUUACACAUACUCACACAUUGCAGCGAAUGCCACGUGGGCUUGCGUUUUGUUUGCAAUAAUAUAGCCUCUGUAACAGUGAUAAUCUAAGAAUGCAACACCUUUAUAGCACUAUUAAUAAUAAAGAUAAGGUUCAUUUGAGAGCGCAGUACAGUGGUUUACCUCACACGGUGAAACCGUGUACUGAAUUAUUUGGAAGAUAUAAUUUAAAGGGACACUGUAGGUACUAUAACAACUUCAUCUAUUUGAAUUGGUUUUAGAGCCCAGAGCUCUUUGGCGCUAUCCCUCCAUUCAGUGUUAAACCAUAUUCAAACCAUUUAACACUAAGUAAGGGUCCUGGCCUGACCCCUACAAAAGACAGAGAUUACACACUUCCUUCUAGCCAUACCAAUUCAAACCAGAAAUGGGUGCUGUGAUAGGCUAAAAGAGGUCAGCUUAUACUCAUCGGCCAAUCACUGCCACCUAUUGCUUUUCAGGCUAAUGCUUCCCCUAUGUCUCUAACAGCACAGAGGGUAUUGUCUGCUUGGAUUCUUCAUAAGGGAUUGAAUGCACUGUUUCUCAUCAUAUAAAUAUAUCGCAGAUUGAUGGGAGAAUGUAAUCUGUACUCUGUCCCUCAGCAAUAAAUUAAAUGUAUUAUCACCUUUAAUACAUCUCCUACAAGCACAACCCUUCCAUUAGUCCUCAUGCUCUGGGAUACCGCUAAAUGAUGGAAAUCAUAUUUAAUCUAAUUUGAUGCACAUUCCUGUUACAUUAUUAAAAUGUUUAUCCAAUAUUAACAAUACUGUGGGGAUUUUAGUAAGUCUAGUUAACGUGUGCUAAGUAGUUGUAAUUUCUUCAAAUGUUUCAAAAAAGUGAACAUUUACGAUUUAAAAAGAAACAUUAAAUUUCUCUACAAAUAUAUUAUCUUUUUGUUAAAGAGACACAGGUUGGGGCUCACCACCAACUUGAAUUCAUUGUAAGCAUGUAUAAAUGAUGUGGAAAAACUUGAAUUUUUUUUUUUUAAUAAUUUCUGCAAAUGUGUACUUUCUUCAGGCACAAGUAUCUGGCUAAAAUUUGUCAGCCAAUCUAUGUCCUCUCUUUGUUUUCAGUAGAAGCAUCAGUUGUUAGUAGUUUCAUUCAUGAAAUAACUUGAGUCAUAUUGCAUAUCAUUGUUAUAUUAUGAUACAAGGAGGUAUUCUGUCAUUGGCUUAUAUCUCUAGUAUAAUCCCUCUGUUCCUAUGCGUCCAACUUGUCUGGUUAAUUUUAUGUGUCUGUUAGUCCACCCAUUGUACAGCGCUACGGAAUUUGCUGGCGCUAUAUAAAAAAAAAAAUUCAGAAAUCUCUGCAUCUAUAAACACAUAAAUAGAACUGUUAGUAACUUGGUGGUAGCUGUGACAUGUUCAACAAUUACAUUGAAAAUAUAGUGAUGCCCCGCAUUGGCAAACAAAAAGUUGCCAAGAAUAUCAAAACGGGGUAUGAUUUUUUUUUUUUAUUGUUUGUUUUUAGUAAUUUGCAUUGUCUGUAUGUCUGUAUAAUUAAUUAAUAAUUAUAGGUGUCACAUCCUGCGUAGAUAUUUUAUCUUAUUUUUUUAGCCUUUCUAAAUUAUUUUUUUUAUUAUAAUUUUCCAAUUCUUUAUUUUUGACGUGCAUAGGUGAAGUAAGGACAUCAGUGUGGUAACUAUAAAGUAAUCAAGGUACAUAAAUAUAACAUUCAAAGAAAAUCAUGAAAUAAACUGCACGUUUUCUUUUUUCUUUUUUUUAUGACAAGAGUAAGUAUAACACACACAGUAUAAGAGUAAGGGGAGAUGGGCUCCAAAGACUUUAAACUUAGGUUGGAAAUCCCAGAGGAGGUUGUAUGAGUUGGAGUCUCUGUGUUAGGUAAGGCAGUCAGCCAAUGCCCCUUCUUGAGGCAGAAUUGCCAGGUGCUGUAGGUAGGUAUCGCCAGGGGCGGGCUGGGCCGGGGGGCAGGGAGGCAAUUGCCCCCCAGGCCGCCCUAAAUUCCUGUAAGGCCGGCCGCGACGGGCCGGCCCUUUAAAUACUGCAGCCGCCUGAGCGCUCUGUUAAGAGCCUCAGGCGGCUGCAGCUUCUCCCCUGUAGCGUGGCCGAGCUGCACUCCGGUCCGCGGUGGCCGGCCGGCCGGAGUGAUAGGAAGGUGCACACUGAGUGUGCACCUUCCUGUCAGUCCGACUGGGUACAGGAAACAGAAACUCCUGUUCCGCGCGGAACAGGAGUUUCUGUUUCCUGUACCCGGUCGGACUGACAGGAAGGUGCACACUCAGUGUGCCCCUUCCUAUCACUCCGGCCGGCCGGCCACCGCGGACCGGAAUGCAGCUCGGCCACGCUACAGGGGAGGGGGUAAGAAGAGAGGGAGGAGGGGGGGUAAGAAGAGGGGAGGGGAAUAGAGGGGAGGGGGGGAAUAAAAAGAAGGGAGGGGGGAUAAGAAGAGAGGGAGGAGGGGGAGAGAAUAGAGGGAGGAGGGGGAGAGAAUAGAGGGGAGGGGGGAAUAAAAAGAGAAGAGGGGGGGAAUAAAAAGAGGGGAGGGGGGAGAAGAGGGAGGGGAAUAAGAGGGGAUAAAAAAGAGAGGGAGGAGGGGGGAGAAGACAGAGGGGAGGGGGGGAAUAAAGAGAGGGGAACAGCAAGAGGGGAGGGGGAUAAGAAGAGGAGGGGAAUAAGAAGAGGGGGAUAAAAAGAGAGGGAGGAGGGGGGGAGAAUAGAGGGGAGGGGGGGAAUAAAAAGAGAAGGGGGGGAAUAAAAAGAGGGGAGGGGUAUAAGAAGAGGGGAGGGGGGAUAAGAAGAGGGGAGGGGGAAUAAGAAGAGGGGAGGGAGGGGAAUAAGAAGAGGGGAGGAGGGGAAUAAAAAGAGGGGAUAGGGGGAAUAAGAAGAGGGGAGGGAGGGGAAUAAGAAGAGGGGAGAUAAGAAAAAGAGGGGGUAAGAAAAAGAAGGGGUGAGUAAGAAAAAGAUGGGGGAGUAAGAAGAAGAAGAGGAGGGAGUAAGAAAAAGAGGGGGGAGUAAGAAGAGGGAGAGGUGGAAUAAGAAAAGGGGGAGGGCGGAGUAAGAAGGAGGGGAGGGCGGAGUAAGAAGGAGGGGAGAUAAGAAAGAGGGGGGUAAGAAGAAGAAGAAGGGGUGAGUAAGAAAAAGAGUGGGGAGUAAGAAGAAGAAGAGUGGGGAGUAAGAAGAAGAAGAGGGGGUAAGAAGAAGGGUGAGUAUGAAGAAAUGGGGGGAGUAAGAAGAAGAAGGGGGAGGAAGAGGAAGAAGAAGAAGGGGGGGUAAGAAGAAGAAGGGGGAGCAAUAAGAAGAAGGGGGGUUAAGAAGAACAGGUGGGGGAGUAAGACGACCAAGGGGGGAAGUAUGAAGAACACAGGGAGGAGGGGGGUAAGACGAACACAGGGGGUGUGAGGAGAACACAUAGAGGGAGGAGGGAGAAGAACACAGGGAGGGUGGAGGGGGGAUGAGAAGAGCACAGGGAGGGUGGGUGAGUGUGAGAAGAGACCGCUAGGGGAGGGUGGGGGAGAGGAGAGACCACUAAAGGUGCAGGGGAGAGCUCUACGGGACAGAAGGGGCAGCUCUAUAGGACAGGGGCCAAGACAGGGAGCUCUUUCACACUACGCGCACACACACACAAUGCAUCCCUAUACAUACACAGAAACACAACAUGCUUCCCUUACACACAGAGAAACACACACAAUGCAACCCUUACACACAAAGACAAUGCAUCCUUUGCACACAUACACAGAAACAGACAAUGCAAACCCAUACACACGCAUGCAAACACACACACUUCUUUUCUUACAUACACACAGAAACACAAUGCAUCUCAUGCACACACAUACAGACACACACUUUGCAUCCCUUAUGCAUACAAACACAGAUUCACACAAUGCAUCCCUUACACACAACCAGAAACACAUAAUACAUCCCUUAUACACAAAUACACACUGCUUCCACUACACACAAACACACUACAUCACCUGCACAAACUGGUAACCCUAUACACUACAUACCAUAAGCACACAUAUUAGAUCCUCUACAAUAACACAUAACACAUCCCCUACACACUCCACUCCCUGUGAGCGAACUCAUGGGUGGGUGGAAUUUAUGAGUGGGCCUUAUGGGCAUACUCACCGUCAGGCCCUGGGGCCCAGACCUUGAGCUGUGUAAGGGGCCCCAGAAAAAUGGAGCUGCUUCCAAUUCUCCCAGAACAUUGAAUUUUGUGACCACAGUUGCAAACAGCCUCCAGAGAUCCUGUUCUACACCAGACCAGUGGAGCCAAACUGCAGCCCAUCAUCAUCCUCAUCUGCUUGUAAGUAGGCAAUCUAGUAUAUUAUUAGUGACACUAAUCUAUAAUGUACCUCACAUUAAAGGGACACUAUAGCUUAAUGAAGUGGUUCUGGUGUCUAUAGCUGGUCCCUGCAGCCUUUUUAAUGUAAACACACACUGUGUGCAGCACUGGCGUUAGUUCAUAUGGGUGGGGCAUUGUGAUGUUACAUGGGGGGGCAGCAAAUUUUUAUUUUGUCUAGGGCGGCAAAAAUCCUUGCACCGGCUCUGAUCCUGGGCAGGUGCACCAGUCUACUGGUGACCCACAGGAGGGGAGUGCACUGAUUGCACUGCACUCUCCUCCUGCCCAGCCCCAUCUUUACCGCAGUGCAAGUGCCCUCUGCCCCUAAUUUACAGUGGCUCACACUCACAACAAGCAGUGCCUGGAGCCGUGAAGGAGCGGGUAUGGCAAAGAGCUACUGAUUAGCAUAACAUCAAUAUCCGUUAUAAAACCAGGAAAAGGUGGGCAUGGAUGGUGAACUGAUUUGGUGGUGCAAUGGGCCACUUGACUGGUUUUGCCCUCCAGGCCUAAGGCUGCCAGCCCUCCCCUGGGUAUCGCUUCCAUGCGUGCUGGAGAAACUGCCUGUCAGGGCUCUGCAUUGAUGUCGGUGUGUGGAACCCAGCGUGGUCCAGUAGAGGUCCCUGUGCUCCCAUGGGGUCAGAGUGAGGCGGAGGAAGAUCCCGGCACUUCUCGACAAAACUAUGCUUUACUCUUCGCCUCUGCCGGGCGCGUAUGCGUCCAGCGUGGUGAGGAUUCCCACUCCCGACACUGCAGCUCUUCAUGGGAACCAGAGCUCUCAAUUGCCGCUCAGAGAAACCCGACUUCCGUGGGCCCCUCGGGAGUCCCAGCGGAGGAUAGGUAGGAGUGUGGCUGUAAUUCUCGGCUGGAUCAGCGCCUGUAAGGCUCUGGACACGUUCUGCUUGUUGCCGCAGUCGCUCCCAAAAUGCCUCACAUAUUUGGUCAAAUGCUAUCAUAAAGUCGAUACUAGGCCCGGGAUGUUUUACAGGGUCGUGCUCUGGCGCCAUUUUGGAGGCAGAAGCCAGACACACAGGUUUUGGCAGGGUGCUCCUGGGUCAGUCUCAGAUGCAGGCAGGUAGCUGAGAGUACUGGGAUAACCCUCACCGGCAGGGGGAGAACAUGGCUAUCCACCGUGGGUCCAACUGGAACGUGGGUUGAGGGAUUGGCCACCUCCCCCACUCCCAUGCAGUCAGGCCACAACUAGGCUGCAAAAUUGCCACGGUGGGUUGUCCAGCCGGGAAAGCAGUGUGUGAGAGUUUGAGCCCUGGGUGAGCUGUGAGUACAAAGGGGCGAUUUACGGCUGAUUUUGAGGUGCGAGAGCCGUCAAAAAGGCAAAUAUAAUCAGAGAUUCUCCCAGAGCUCCUGCAAUGUGCGACCACUCGCCAUGCUGGGCAAGCUCUGCCCCACCUUUCUAAAUUUAAAUACCUGCUUUAUUAAUAACGAAGUGGCAGUACUUCAAAACUUUGUAAGAAUACCUUAUUACAAGCCAACCUCUUAACAGUGCCCUUUGCAGAGCAAAUGCAGACAUGUUCUUGUGCAGCAAAAUGUUUGGAAGAUAUAAUUUAAAGGGACACUGUAGGCACUAUGACAGUUUCUUCGACAAAAAAAAAAAGUUUCAUAUACUUUGGAGUUUGAAAUUGUAAUUGGUAAGAUUAUGGUGCAGGCAGUCAAAAUUCAGUACAGUUAUGAGAUCUGUUCCAUUUGAUAUAUUUGUAAAAAAUAAACUAGCUGUGCCUGUCUCUGAAAAUGCCACUUCGUUUCAGGUGUAUAUAACAGAAUGUCACAGAGUUUGCCAUAAGAUUUAACAACUGUGAUCAUUUAGAAUGUCAUAGCAUAAUCUGCCUCAAUCCAUCAGUUUGAAUGUGGCAUUAAACUGUUUUGAAUUCCGUUUCAGGUACUAUGUAACCAGGGAUACAGGUGCUUCCAACAUGCUACUGAAGGAGUGCUAAAAAUCUGCCCUAAGGCCACUCACUGUCAUCUUGAAUUAUGAGAGUGUCACUACAUACUAUGUAAGACGCUUUAACAAGACAUGUUGUUGUGGCUACCAUUGUUGUCAGAUGUUCCGGACUGUUGUAGUGAAGUUACUAAUGAGUUGUACCUGCAGAGCAGGUAUCCCGCUGCAAAGGUGUUAACCUUCAGACAAAUAUUUGUUCUUAUCAGCAUCACAGUAGCUCUGCAUGUUUAGAAUAUUUCAUCGGCUGCGUACUCUGGUGAUCAGUGUUAUUUUUAUUCUUUAACAGUUAUAUUGAGGUUAAAUGGAAAACUGCUUAGGUUAGGCUAAACCACAAUAUUAAAUGACUGGACGGCUUAAUAAAUUGCUGGUUUACACUAAUGUUAAUUUCAUAAGAUCUGUUUGACACUAACCAGUGGGAUGAUACUAGCAGCUUCUAGGCACCAUAACCACUUCCACAAUGAAGUGGUUAUGAAGCCUAGAGUGUUCUUUUAACCUCCAUAAGAACUUAUGACAUGCAUGGUGAUAAAAAAUGAAUUUUUCAAAACCCUUGGUCAUUAAGGGAACCUAUAGGCCCCAAAGUAACAUUUUAUUUGGGACUAUAAUUUCCCUGCCAUUACUGUGACAUCUGUCCACAAAAUGCAAUUUUCAUUUACUUUAUUUCCUUUUUUUUUUUUUUUUUUAUUAUUUCAUUUUAUCAUACAUUGAGAAAUAGUGAAAAUUACAUAGAAGACAAAGACAAGUGUGACAUAACAAAAACAUAUAAUUUACAUUGUUACAGCUAUUCUAGUCCUAUAUAUUGGGUAAAUCCAAGCUAAACAGCUGAGGAUCUCACAAUACCAAUGUAUUUUAUAUCUUAUGGAACUAUUGUCUGACUAGAAGUAGAUAUAAAUAUAUAAAUAUAAAUAUGGGCUAGGGUCAGUCUGAACAACUAAGAAAAAAUAUCCCUGGAAUGAGUUUUUUUUUUUUAUCAAAGUCUAUCGAAAUCCAAAUAAGGGAAAAAAAAAAAAAAAUACAAGGAAAUAAUUCAUUUAUUUUCUAAAGUUUGUAUCCAAUUGGUGUAUUGGUCUUGUUUAUUUAGAGAAAGUAUAGAGGAAGCUGGUAAAUCUUUUUCCAUUUGAAAUUGAUAUAGAAUUUGGUUAACAAGCUGACUCCUCAAGAAAGGAAGAUGUGACUUCCAUUGCCUAGCUAUUAUUAUUUUUACUGCGAGGAAACAGUGAUUUGCAAGGCAUUUAGAAGAAGUGGAAGAAAUUUUCCAGUUUAGAUGUAGCAAUGCUGUAUCUGGGCCUUUUUUAAUUGUAAUAUUAAAUAAGCAUUUAAGAAUUUCAAAGGACCACUCCCAUAGAUUUUUAACCAAAUUACAAUGCCACCAUAUAUGAACGAAUGUUCCCUCUGGAUAACCACAACGCCAGCAAUGAGGAAUUUGACCUGGAUACAUCUUAUUUAAUUUAUAUGGAGUCAGAUACCAUUUAUACAUAACCUUAUAUUGACAUUCAAGUAAAUUCUGACAAUGGAUAUAUUUACGGGUAUCUUUAAGAGACAUACACCAUUCCUGCUCAGUUAUUUCAUUCUUUAAGGUAUUUUUCUAUUUAUCAAGUAUCUUUAAAGGUUGUUGAUCAAGGUUGGAUAACAAGUUAGUAGCUUUUGAAAGAAUUUUAUUAACCUUAGUAUAUCUAAAAAUAGUUUGAAAAAGAAUAUCAAUUUUUGACGACGUAUUUAGUAAAAACUUAUUCAAAAAUUUUUUAAUUCUUAAAUAGGAAAAAAAUUCUUUGUUAGGGAGAAGAAGUUUAGCUUGAAUAUCCGCAAAAGGUAAAAUUUGGUCAUCAUAGAGGAUAUCCCCAAUCGUCCAUUGAAAUUUAGACCAUUUAUUUAAAGAGAUAUCCUCAAUAUUAUCUUCUAAAAUGAUCAAAUGAGAUGACUUAAUUAUUUUAUCUGAGAUUUUUUUUUGUUUUUUUAUCCUCUCCCAAGCACUGAUAAUGUGUGACAAAAUUAAUGAUUUACUACAUAAAAAUUCUAUAGUUUUUUUGUUGUUUUUAAGCCAUAAAUACAUUUCUAAUCUAUCUUUUCCAACUGCCUCGGAUUCAAUUAGGUACCAUGUGUCUGUUUUAAACGAUUCAACCUGAAGUUUAUAUAUGUGACCAAUAAUGUUAGCGUGAUAACAAUUUCUAAUAUUUGGAUAGUUUAUACCUCCAUUGUGGGGUUUUCUAGAAAGAACUUUAGAACUUAUUCUAGGCCUCGUCGUUUUCCAAAUGAAUUUUUGAAAACUAGAUUGUAUCAUGGUUAACCAGAUAUCUGGAAUUUGAAGAGGAAUCAUCCUAAAUAAAUACGACCAUUUGGGCAUAAUAUAAGCAUUAAUUAUGUUAAUCCUGCCGAUCCAAGAGGAUUCGGUCAGGCGCCAUUCUUUUAAUUUUAUAUUUGUGUAUUUUAGGAGAUUCAAUACAUUUAUUUCCAUAAUAUCGUUAACUUGAGAUGAAAUUAUCACGCCCAGAUAAUUAAAAACACUAUUAGUCCAUACAAAGUCAUAAUUCUUACGGAGAACUUUUAAGUUCUAGAUAUCGACAUUCGUAGUUACAGCAAUUGAUUUAGAUAUAUUGAGUUUAUAAUUAGAUACCUUAGAAUAGCUUUUUAUAACAGAUAAAACUUGGGAAAGAGAGGAUUCUGGAGAGUUGAGUGUUAAUAAUAUAUCAUCAGCAUAAAGUGAUAUUUUUGCUUCUGAGUUCUUCGUUGGAAAACCUGUGAUAUUCAAAUUAUUCCUAAUGUUAAUAGCUAGGGGUUCUAAGGUUAAAAUAUAAAGAAGUGGUGAUAAGGGACAGCCCUGGCGUGUGCCAUUAUAUAGACUAAACCAAUUUGAUUGAAUAUUUACACCUACAGUUCUAGCUGUUGGUUCGGAGUAAAGUGCCAAAAUGGCAUCAUGAAUCCAACCUAUAAAUCCAAAAGAAGUCAGCACCCCGUCGAGGAAGCGCCAACUGACCCUGUCAAAGGCCUUCUCGGCAUCCAAUGACAGGGUCAGCAGCGGAAUCCCCCGACGGAGUGCACCAUCCAAAAUAUUCACUAUUCUUCUAGUGCAUGUAUCAGAAGAUCUACCUGGCAAAAAACCAACCUGAUCAGAAUGAACGACUCUCUCAACAAGUGAUUUUAAUCUAGUUGUUAGUAUUGCUGCAUAUAUUUUCAUAUCUGUAUUGAUUAAAGAGAUUGGUCUAUAAUUUUUAACAUCAGUUGGAUCUUUGUUUGGUUUUAGUAUUGGGAGGAUAUUGGCUUGUAGCAACUCCUUUGGUGUUUUAGCUGUUUUGGCCAUUUCAUUAAAAAUUUACUUUAUUUCCAGUGCAGAGACAUCAUUGUUGCAGCUGCCUGCUCUGCCUUCUCUUUCGUCAGCAAGCAUAUUGAAAUGAUCCGUCUUCUCGUCCAAUCCUAUGCUUAUCCUAGAGAAGCAUUGUGGAUGAGCAGCGCAUGCACAGCAAGCACUGCACUACGCCACUCAAAUGCUCAGUCAAAUGAGAAGCAUCAAAGGAGAUCACAUGAAAUAGUCUGGAAGCACCAUAUGGAGGCUAUCAGGAAGACCGCCACUAGAGCUGUUUUUAGCCCUGUAAUGCUGCCCCUCGCCCUCCCAAAACUCACACACAUCCAGGAGAUGCAGUGUGUGUAUUGUAUGCAGUGUGUAUAGUGAAAACAUUCUCUGCAUGUGUAUAGUGGAUACAGAGAGUGUGUGUGUGUGGGGGGGGGGGUAGUGGAGGCAGUGUAUGUGUGAAUGCAGUUUCUUUGUAGUAAAUAUUGUGUAGUGGGUGCAUUGUUUGUGUUUUUGUAGUUGAAGCAAUGUAGUGUGCAGUGUGUACUGUGUAAAGUGUACUGGAUGCAAGUAGUGUGUGUAGUGGAUGCAGUGUCUGUGUGUAGUGGAUGCAGUGUCUUGUGAGGGGUGAUUUUUUUAAGUAUAAUAUACUGUAUUUAUUUUGUAGUGGGUGCAUUGUCAGUGUUUGUGUAGUGGGUGCAGUGUCUAUGUGUAGUGCAUCUGGUGAGUGUAGUGGAUGCAGUGUCUCUGUGUAGUGCAUGUAGGGUGUGUAGUAUAUCCAGUGUCUGUGUAUAUUGCGUGUAGUGGAUGCAGUGAAGGCUGAUUAUUUUUUUGAAAUGUAUGAUUUAGUGCAUUCCCCCCUCCUUGCCUCUUACCUGUGGUCAGGGGGGGGGAGAGUAGUUUCCAUGGUGGUUCAGUAGCACAUUUUGCUGUGUCCUGUGGAGAACCCGCGGCAACGCUCUUGCAGUGUUUCGAGAGGAGAUGACAGGAAGCUGCAGGAGGGGAACAUCAGACUUCUGGGCCCCCUUUCCACAGGACAAGGUAGCGGGGCCCAGAACUGCAUAUAUAUGUAGUGGUAAUCGCUAUAAUAUGCAUAGGCGUCCCAGGCUCCAGAGCAGUCACUUCACAGUGUACAGGGGUGGCAAAAUGCCGCCCCUGUAAAAGUCCCGAUUGGAGCCGUGGCCCCACCACUGCUGCCAAUGGAUGUCCGGCCCUGACUGCACCCACACCACUUAAUUGAGAUAAAGUGGUCUAGGUGCCUGCAGUGUCCUUUUAAGUGUCUAAUGAUGUAGAAAAUAAUAAUAUAUUCAUUAACUUACUAUUUUUAUUAUUUGAUGCAAUUUGAAUUGUUGUGGCCGAUUAUAUAUUUAAAGAUCUAUAUUAUACUAUUAUUAGCAUGUAUAUAGCGCCAACAUAUUCCACAGCACUUUACAAUUAUAGAGAGGAGAUGUUUGACAAGAAGUAAUUGACAUGUAGAAUAUUAAGAGACAAGAGGUGAAGAAGGCCCUGCUCAAAUGUUGGGACACUUACAUAGUGACAUAGUCUGGAUUCGAACCUGGGUUUCCCCAUUCUAAGGUAGAACAAGAGCAGUCAUCAAUUUGGGAUUUAGUAGGACCUACAAAAAAUGAGAACCUUGACAGUGUGGUAGGUUUCUGCAUUAUUUUACUGAAAUCAAGUAGGUAUUAAAAAAAAGAAGAAGAAAAAGCCAACAGCAAUUUUAACAUACUGUAUGUUGUAUCGCUUUCCCCCCAUCAGUAACCUUUAUAAUACAUGCAUGGUAAGGUGAUUGCAGUGUUUCAGUUAUAUACAUACAUUUUUCACUGACAAUGCCUCUCUAACUGCCUACACUACUAGAAUUUUUUUGUACUUUACAAAGAUGGAAAAGCUUCCAUCUGAAAGCUGAGAAGUGAUUAGUGAAAGUAGCUGAACAAUGUGCCGGAGAUCAAACUGGAAGCAUAAAAAAAAAAGAUUAUAGAAAAAGGAGACAAGUGGAAAGUCAGACUUAGGUGAACAGAAAUUGGAGAGAUUUUCCAAGUGUCUGAUUUAACUUUUUCAAUGCAUUAUUUUUAGAGUAUGAAAAAUACAAAAGUCUUAAAGAAGGGAACGAGGGCAAAAGCUACAGAAAGAAAUUGCCAAUGCAUAUUUUAAUUUGCGUUGUUCGAACUGAAAUUGGAUUCAUUGCGUUGUACAGUUUGUGGAGAUUCUCAAAAAAUCCAUCACCUUCAUUAACUGCUUUGUAGCAUUCCAAAUCUCCUGAAACCGCAAGGCUGAUAUCUACAUAAACUGGUCUACUCAUAAACCGCUUGACCGGAAUGUCAGGGUCGUCCCUUAUUAAAUAAUAAGUGUGAUCUCCGCCUGGGGAGAUCUUGAAAUGCUGACAAAAAUAAAUGGACAAAUAUGAGACAACCGUACAAAAAUAAUAAGAAUGACCAGUAUAGGGAUCUAAUAGAGGGGAAGAGAAACAGGGUCCGGAAACAUUAUAACAUAUCUGUUCUACGGAAUAUCCUUACAUUUCCAAUUAGGCUAGAUCAAGAGGUAAAAAUUAAAAAUCUUUAUUAAGUCAUAGGGUAGAAAUAGCCAAAGGUGAGCCUCCCCCAAAAACAGAAAAAAAGGGGGAAGGCUCUAUACUAAAUCCCCUCUAUAAAAACUCGUGAGUGGUAGAGAUAAGGCUGCAGUCUUUGUAUAAACAUCCAAAAUGGAUAUAGAAAGUAUGGCUAAAGAAUAUUAGAGACAGAGUUAUAGGGCUUGAACCUUCUGGUAGAAUAAUUGAGGAGCAGUGAUCCCUAUUAAGGGUGGAAGUAGAGGGAAAAGUAUAGUGAGGCAAAAAGGGGAGUAUACACCCUUCCUAGUAUGCUAGGUAUGUAAGCCUCAAAGUAAGUCCCUAAACUCUGUGAAACACCUUCGUGGGUGUUCUAAUCUAAAUGCUCACUCUAAGAAGGUAUCGCCCACUGCCUAUUGCUACCGGAUCCCCUCUCGUCCCUUAUUAGUUCAUCUAUCAAAGUCUGUUAUCUCUGCUUAUUUUCAUUUUAUCUUUAAAAUAAUGUUCUCGUUUCUUAGAAUUGUUUAAUUAGAACAUUUUAAAUUCCUUAUAACAGAGCCCUUUUGCUUGGCAUAUGAUUUCAUGUAUCACAUUAACCAUAAGUUUUUGUGUAUGUUGCAAAGACCUCCAAAAGUGAUGACACUGCUCAGUGUGCUGUGGCCGGGUGAUAAGGUUGAUGGCAAAUAUUUUUACCUGAUGUUCUCCCUCACGGGUGCCGCCAUAUUCCUACUACAGCUCCAGCCCCUUCAUCCUCACAGAACUUACAUUCCUGUUGUACUCUCACACCUGUUAGACCGCAAGAUUCUCCAUAGACCAACUUUUCCUCUGUACAAAACGAUGAAUGUUCCCGAUAGCCAUCGCUAGUUACUGCUGUGGGAAUUGACACCUUUCCACACUGUAGUGGAAACUGCACCUUUUGUCAAGUUUAAGCAACUCUGGCUUACAAAGAAAGUGGAUGUAAGAUUGCUUUGGAAUUUCAAAGAAAGGAAUGAGUUUGAAACCAGUGGAAUAUCUCAUGUAUCUCAUAAAUUGUUAUUUGGCUUGGAAAAAAAAAAGACUUAAGUGCAUCAUUCAGCUUUCAUACUGCUCUGUUACUUAAAGGUAAACUAUAGCAUUAGAAAUACAAAACUGUAUUCCUAAUACUAUAUAGUAUGUCCCUGUCCAUAACUUUAGGUUUCCUUCCCCCUUCCCUCCCCGCCCCCCCCCGUAAACAGGAAAAGAUUUAAAAAAGUUUUAACACCUACUUUAAUUCCAGUGUUGAUGUCCAUCGCUGCUGAAUCGAUCUUCUCCAGUGACGUCACACCAGUGGAGGACCUAACAUCAGGGCCGGUGCAAGGAUUUCUGCUGCCCUAGGCAAAGAUCCAUUUUGCCGCCCCUCAUGUCACUCACUCACUGACAGACACACACUGGCAGACACACACUCACUGACAAACAAACACUGGCAGACACACACUCACUGACAGACACACACUUAUUGAUGCACACUCACUCACUGACAUACAUACACUCCCUUCCUGACACAGACACACACUUACUGACAGACAUACACUCACACAGACACUCACUGACAGACAUACACUCACUCACUGACAGACACACACACACAGGCAGACACUCACUGACAGACACACACUGAGCGCCAAACACUCACACACUCACUGACAGACAGACACACACUCACUGACAUACACUCACUCACUGACAGACACACACAUAGGCAGGCACUCACUGACAGACAGACACACACAUAUUUAUUAAGGCCCAUCCAGCCUCCCUACCUCCCUGGGGUCCUAUGCCGGGGUCAGAAUAUUGUCAUAUUUCGGCUCCUGGCAUCACAGAGGGUGCGUGAGGGAGGAGUGAGAGGAUGUAAGAACAGCCCACCUUGCCCCCUGGCUUCUCCUUCCCCCUCUCCUCCAGUCACCGGCAUUUGUUGGCAGAGCAGGCACCUGCAAUCAAGGUAAGCAGGUGCCUGCUCUGCCUUACCUGGCACAGCUUUGGGGGCACCCUGAGGUGGCCAGGUGGCCACCUCCUGGCCCCCCUAUGACAGGGCUCCUCUCGGCUCCCCCACCUUCGGGCGCCUUUAGAAUCAGUCUGGCGCUGGGGGCGGCUCAAGAGCCGCUCGCCCGGGGCUACGGCCCCAGUCAGGGUCAGCACACCAGGAAACAUCCCGGUGGGUGCCUCCCCAGCAGGCUGGCGCCCUAGGCGAAUGCCUAGUUCACCUAACAGUUGCGCCAACCCUGUCUAACAUGCAUGCGCAGCGAGCGCCAUACGCACAUAAAUGCUUCGCCAUAGAAAAGCAUUAAAUCAAUUAUUUCUCUGAAGCUGCAAUGUUUUCACUUGCAGGUUUAGGGGGACAGAUGCAAUAAAUCAAUAGGAAUGGCUAUAGUAUCCCUUUAAUUGCUCAUUUAAUGUAUACAUACUCCUGUGCAUGCACUCUAGUGCUAGAGCCAAGAGAAUGUUAUAUCAAUUCCUGCUUGAAGAAAAAAGCCCAAGCAUUCUAAACUUUUUAUAUGAAAACUGCUUUUUAAUCAGUUACCUUUAUAUGAUCCGGGUCAUUUUUGUGAAAUAUUAAAAAUCUACAGGUAAAGCUUCCAUAUUGCAACCAAAAAUAAAUGCUUUUCAAGCCGCUGGGCAAAAGCUUAAUUUCCAUACCAAAUGUAAGGGGUCUGAUACGAGAGAAAUGGAAAUGAUUCAAUGAAUAUAGAUAGGAGGAUAAAUUUAAAAUUCAUUGCUAUUUACUUAUUUAUGGAUUUGUUUUUUGUUUUUUUGCUUGUUUUUAUUUCAGGUAAUGAUCACCGGGCAAGGUCACAAGGAAAGAACUUCUGAGAUAAGUGAACCAGACUGUGAGGUUCCUUCGAAAUCAAAAAAGAAGAUCGUUCCUAGAUCUAAACCCAAGUCACUGGCUGAAGUAUGUCAAUCUCUCUGUUUUCUUUUCCCUCAAAAAUAAAUUUUCACUUCCCAGGAAUUUAAAUGUUAUGUUUACUUAUCAUCUAUUUUUAUAAAAUAUGUAUUUAUGAGGUCAGAGAAAUAAAAUUUAGAUGUAGAAAUCCACAACUGGACGCUUACUGUCAAUCAUUUUUGUAAGCUCUGUUUUUCAUACCUGGCAAUCAGCAUAGAGAAAGCGUACAGAGAAGAGGGGAAAUUAAGAAUAUUUUAUUUCUCCUCCUUCAUUUGGAUUGUGUGGCUAAACUGAACAGGGUUAUGUAUCAUUUGCUAAAUAUUUACUAUUAAAUAGGCGGUAAAGACGGGAUUGCAUAGACAUGAGUAGUCUAGGACAGUCAAAACUCUGAAUACAUCACUAGAGACCUGUAGUAAUAGGCACAAACCGUACUUAACUAUGUAGAGUGGCAACAGCUCCACCUAUUGUUAUGUCUGCAAAAUACUUUUUCAUUUUCUAUAUACACUGAUCAGCCACAAGAUUAAAACCACCUGCCUUAUCUCGUGUAUGUCACCCUUGUGCUGCCAAAACAGCUCUAAUGCAUCUAGCCAUGGACUCCACAAGACCUCUGAACAUGUCCUGCGGUAUCUGGCCCCAAGGCAUUAGCAAAAGAUGCUUUUAAGUCCUGCAAGUUGUUAGGUGGGGCGCAUCAAUGGAUCGGAUUUGUUGUUCCAGCACAUCCCACAGAUGCUCCAUUGGAUUGAGAUCUGGGGAAUCUGGAGGCCAAGGCAACUCCUUGAACUCUUUGUCAUGUUCCUCAAACCAUUCCUGAAAAAUGUUUGCAGUGUGGCAGGGUGUAUUAUGCUGCUGAAAGAGGUCACAUGAGGAAACACCAUUGCUAUAAAGGGUUGUAUGUGGUCUGCGACAAUCUCUAGGUAAGUGGUAUAUAUCAAAGUAACAUCCACAUGAAUGCCAGAGUUUCCCAAGCAGAACAUUGCCCAGAAAAUAACACAUACUCCACCGGCCUGCCUUCUUCCCAUAGAGCAUCCUGCUACCAUCUAAACAAUGCACAUGCACCCGGCCAUCUACCUAAUCUAAAAGAAUACAUGAUUUAUCAGACCAGGCAACCUCCUUCCAUUGCUCCAUGGUCCAGUUUUGACGCUCACGUCCCCAUUGAAACCGCUUUCAGAGGUUUACAGGGGUCAUUUUUUGACUGUCGCAUAGCUAUAAGCAGCAUGUCAUAGCCAGCAUUAUGUUUUUCAGCCAUUCGAGCUACAGUAGCUCUUCUAUGUGGAGCUAAGAUUAGCUCCCCACCUGCAUCAAUGAGCCUUGGGUGCCCCUGACCCUGAUGCCGGCUCACCAGUUGUCCUUCCUUGCACCCCUUUUUUUACAAGUGAUAUUACAGGCAUGUCACCAUAAGACCAUCCAGGAGGUAUGAUAAUAUAUACUGAAUAAAAUGACAAUACAUGGAGAUUUUUUUUUUUUAAAGUAUAUUGACAGUUAAUUCCCGUUUAAGAUUCUUGAAAGCCACACAUUUUCUGCAUAAAAGGCAACGUAGUUCUCAUCAAUUGAUGAAGUGUCUGUUUUAUAAAAUACACAACUCGCAAGGUAACAAAACAUAUAAAACGCAAUGCAAAUGGGCAGCAAAGAGGAAGAUCAGCUACAUAAUAAUUAAUUGAGGAACAGCUUUCGUCAACUUAAUAACAUCACGCUCUGUUAGGCUUUAUUUGUGUGAAUAAUUGGAUAAUGCUUCAUGGUUUAUUUAUCCUGCUUUCCCACUUGUGCAUUUGGAUAUUUAAUGUGUCCUCUAAAAAUAACCGCAAAUUAUUCUUUUAUGCUCUGAUAUUUUAUAUAAUUCUUUUUUUUUUGUGAAAGUAAUUUUAACUGUGCAGCUAAGUCUUUUACUUUCUUCAAAAGUGCCCUUCUUCGUAGCAGUGUGCUAAGCUCUGCACUUUGUAGCAUAUUUAUACCUGCUUAAUAUGUACGCCGCAUUUUACUCUUUUUACAGGCAGAUAAUCCGCUAUCAGACAAUGGAGUUGCUGAGUUUGCAUUAAAGGCCAAAGUUAUUUAUCCAAUAAAUCAAAAGUUUCGGGUAAGCAACGGUUUGUUAGAUCACAGUUAUAUAUUGAUGAAUUGCUAAUAUGACAACCAUUUAUUGUAAAAUGGGAAGCGUUUGACGGACUUAAAGCGACUCAUUUUUUUUUUUUUUUCAUCAUAUCUGCUGAUGAGAUUUAGCACGAUUUAUUAUACAUAGCUACCAAAUACACAUUGUUUGACCUUCAUUGAACAAACAUACUUUGAGCAAAAUCGGGCACCAAAAAAAAUAAAAUAUAUGUGCCAACUGUAGUGAGCCUUCACCAAAAAUACACAAUAUACAUAAAGAAGCAAAAUAAAUAAAUGCAUUUUUUUUCUUUAUGUACAUUGUGUAUUUAUGUUUCUUGAUGUAUAUUGUAAUAUUAUAAUGUAAUUGUGACUGUAGUGAUCAGCAGUACAUGAAAAAAAUGAACAUAAUAUAUUUAUUGUGGAACUCUAUUUUUAGUUGCAAUAAUAAGCAUAGUAAGUCGCAAGAGUAAUGCACUCACAGAUUUUAGAGCUACUUUGAGAUCACCUCAGCGGUAUAAUGAGAAAGAAGAAAUAGACAGUACAGUGUAUGUCUGAGUUACGGAAUCAGCUCAGUCUGUGAGGGCCAUAGGAGUGUAACAGAUUGAUGUCAGCACUAGUUAGUGAUGAUAGUCUUCAGGAAAGGUUUUCUGAGGUUUUGGUCUUGUGGAACCUCUGAAGGGCAAAAAUGAUGGUGGAAAUGGCUGGAGGUGAGCCUUUUAUUUUUUUUAUUCUGCUGCCCCCCUAAAAGUGUUCAAGCUAUCCAGUACUCCAUGUGAACAUUCAGAGGUAGGCUGGUGGAAAAUACAUGUCUACUUUUAUCACUGUAUGUAUGUUAUAGAGUGUAGAUACAGGUCUUAAAAUACUGAAAGAAUUAUGCUAAAUAGAGUUUCAGGAUAGUGUAAUAAUAGGAAACACUAGCAGGGUUAUUUACUAAAGUGUGAAUUGUCAGGAAUUAGAAAUGUCACAAUACUAAAACUGGAAGGAUAGCUGACAUUGAGGAGGGGGGUUCCAAUUCAGCUAUUUUGACUUUGAAUUUGAAAUUUACUUUGAAUUCCCAACAAUUUUUACUUUAGUAAAUAACUCUGAAUGUGUUAAUAUUAUGCACAGUAUUGCUAUUACAAAGAAACAAAAGCUAAAAUAAACUUUUUUUAUAUUGACUUUAUUGAGAGGUCUCCUGGUGCUACUGGUAUGUAAGCUAAUACAAAUGCCAUCCUUAUUUAUUAACCUUCUCUUUCCUAUUAAAAAAGUAAUCCUGAAGGGGAGUGUGCUACAAUUUUAUUUCACAUGUUUGUUUCUUUUGAUUUAUUUUUUUUAAUUGUAUAUAGUUUUAUGUAUUUAUUUUUAAUGUAUUAAUUUAUUUGGAGCACCUGUGCAUUAAGCAACAUGCUUCUUAAAGUUAUCUUACCUCAAGUUUUAAUGUGUUCAUGUAGCCCAUGUAUUUAGAGCAUUCGUGUAAAGUACACUAUUUUCCCCCUGAAGAUAAUGUUACAUUUGCAUUAGGAAAGUCAAUGUUUGCAUUUAAUUAGCAUAUAUACAUCCUUUAUUAAGAAUUUUGCUAUGUGCGGGAAAGAAAAGGCCAUUUUUGUUGCGUCACUUAUAUGUGACCGUCCUAGAGUAUCAGAAAUGACUCCCCAAAAUCUUGCGGUUACAGCCUCUUGCAGAUGGAGCCUCCAACCCUUCACUGCAUGAGAACGUCAAGCAAACACAAUUGCCUAAUCAGAUGAUUGAAGGUUCUGCCUGCAGCAGUAUUGAAUCUCUAAGCCAUAGAGAGAAGGAUGACAGCAGUUCUUCUACAACCAUACAUUCCACCACAAGUGAAGAUAGAUUUUAUGAACGGACCUUUCCACGGGUGACAAGUUUUCCAGAAGUCCUUUCAUGUAAUAGGUGAGGGAAAAAAAAAAAAACAUCUACACUGUUUGAAGCAACUAUAUUCCUUAUCAGUGAUGUAAUCACAUCUCCACUCUUUCAAGGUUUGGAAUCAAGGACCCCUUUAACUGCAAAGUUCACAGACAUAGAAUAAGCUAUUAUUAAAGAGGUAUAGACUAUCUUGAGUUGAAUGUGGGACAACUCUAGAAGGCUCAAAAAUCCCAAGUAGUUUGGAAUGGAUGCUUUCACACUGAGCUAACUUUUUGAGUUGUGAUAAUACAAAAAAAGUGACUUUAUACAUAAUGUCAAAACUAGAAGUAUGUCUCAAUCUACUUGACAGCAUGCCAUUGCCACUGGUCUCAUAGGGACAGCAAGAAGACUGGCAUUUAUGCUUGAAAAUUUUACAGACAGUAAACAUGAAGAAAUGUGAUAGAGACCUUUUGAGUGAGCAUGUGGACUUAGCAAUAUUACCUAAUCAAGGGAAUGAGGGGCACGUUACACUUAAAAUCUAAGUGCUAUUCCAUGAUCUAUAUUUACCUAUCGGGUACCUGAAGGUUAAAAAUUCACUGGUACCCUUCCUGUCAACCAGAAAUCCAGUUUCCCCAUAGAAAAAUCAAGUGAAACAAAUACAUUUUGUGGUAUAUUGAUAGAGAAACAGUGCUGGUUUGGUGGGCUUUUUGAGAGCUGACUUUUCUUCCUAGUUUUAUAGUAUGAUGACACAUAUAUGCGGGUUUAAAGGGAACACAGAAAAUUUGGUUAAAAUCUAGAACCAACAUUUAUUAUGGGGAAAAAAAGAUCUUACAUACACCUUAAAUUGCAGAACUCUUUUUUUUGGGAACAUGAGCAUAGUUUAGACAAAGGAAAUACAUUGUCCAAAAUUCUAUAAAAUAUGUCACACAACACGUUUGGCUUAUCCUAUCGUCCAUGGUUCCUUCUCUUCUUAUUCAGUUGUGUUAUUAUGAAAGAGCUGUUAAUGGCUUCCUACUUUACUUACUCAAGUCUUUAGGGGAAUCUUUGCUGUAUAGUAAGUUACUGUAACAAUAUAAUACAGUCUGUAGAAAUAGGUGCAGUCUUUGACCAUUUCAUGUUACAUUAGUUGUCUGUCCUUUUGGUUUACAAACUGACUAUCGAAAAGUCAGGGAAAGGAACAAUGAAUAUUUGAUGGAAAAUUUGACCAAUUAUUUAUGAAAAUGCCUCAAUUUGUAGAAUGGUUAUAAACUAAACAUUGUAACAAAAGGCAUGAUGGUAUGAAUGCCAAAGACCUAUGUCUAACCUCUGUUAGUACUCCUACCUCUGAUGCUCACCUUAAAGAAUUCUCUAGGGCUGCACCAUUCCUAUGGAAUGCCCUUCCCCUCACUGUUAGACUUUCACCCAAUCUCCACUCCUUCAAAAAAUCUUUGAAAGCUCACUUCUUCAGGAAAACAUUUUAAUUAAACUGUGAACAGCCUUCCCUACCCGCACCCUGAUUCCUCUCCUGAAACUGUCAGCAAACAAAACAAUAAGCCCUCAGUGAAUACUAUUCUAGCACCCUACUUUCCUACCUUACCUUUACCUUUUGUGUCUCUAUACCCCACUCCCUCUAGCAUGUAAGUUCAUUGAGCAGGGCCCUCAAUCCCUCUGUUCCUGUGCGUCCAACUCGUCUGGUUACAAAUAAGUGUCUGUUAGUCCACCCAUUGUACAGCGCUGCGGAAUUUGUUGGUGCUUUAUAAAUUAUAUUGUAGAAAAAGGCUACUCUCAUUUAUCCUGCAGCUUUCAUGAAUAUAUGCAUUGGGCAUUGUACAGGAAGUAUUAUAAAUGCAGCAGAACUGGUGUAAUAUAGCACCAUUGUGACUCAGAGUAAUCAGUGCAAGAACAUUCACCAGUAAUAGCUUUUUAUUUCAUUCAUAAAUAUGUAACAAUCAAAUAAUAACAGGGGUUUCUCCAUUUCUGAUUCUGAUUUUGAUGAAUGUGGCGUCAAAUAAAAUGCCAGCCUAGCACGCUCACAUACAAAUGACUCACAUUUCGAUGUCGCUGUCAGUAGUUAUAAACUGAUGGAUGAUGAACAGGUUUCAGCAGAGGGUUGUGUAUUGAUAAGUGUUUUAAGGUCAUCAUGUAAUUUCCAUAGUGCAAUAAUUCACUGAAAUGGAAAGAAAACCAGACCAGGUUGUAAUCUGACAUCAUUUCACCAUGGCUUAGAUAUGAUAGAUGAUGAUUAAGUCCUCAUUUUCAUGCUGAUAGUCUCUUUCAACAAAAUCGCUAUCUCCAUUUAAGAAGAUAACCCCUUUCCUGCCUUCCUAUUUUUGGCACCAAAGGAAUUCAUUCUACUGUAUUUCACCUUAUUUUCUUCUUUUAUUUUCUUACAUUUGUUAUAAUUUAUGUGAACAAUUCAUUUAAAAAAUAAUUUGUUUAAAGCAAAAGGGGGUAGUGUGGAUGAGGGGAAUAGAGAAAGUUGCUAUAAUUUUCUACAAGGGUCUCUCUCAUUCACAUUGUGACUUGGGGACAAAUCCUUUUAACUUGGGUGCAAGGAAUGAAAAAUAAAUAUAUAUAUAUAUAUAUAUAUAUAUAUAUAUUUUUUUUUUUUUAAAGGGCAGUGGUUUUGGUGCUAAUAGGCUCUGCUUUCAUCACCAAUUUUCCCUCUUACUCCUGAUUGCUAUGGGAAGAAGGCUUGGACUGGAGACACAGACAGACCUGUCAAUGCUGUCUGUGUAUGCUUCAUAUUUUCCUGCACUUUCAUUAGUGCCAAUGAUGGACUAGACAGGAAAUGCAAAGUCUCCAAAAAUUGCUCCGGUCUCAGAGCAAUCUGGACCCACGUUUUGCUGGUGAUUGCAGGAGAAUAACAGCACGGUAUCCAUUGAAUACAUUGCUGUGUAAUGAUUAUGUUGCUGGUUCGAGAGAUUGGAUUUCAGCUAAAAUGGAUAUCAUGGUAAAUGAAAAGAAAAAUUCACAGGUAAGAAUAAAAUAAAGCCUUUGCUUUGUUUGCUGUGCUAAUCCUGAUUUGUUAUUUUACAAAUUCUGAACUCAACUGAAACAAGCAAUAUAUAAUUAUUUUUCAUUUGUAUUUGUGAAUUUUAGCUUUUAGACAUGUAUUCUUGUUUGAUUUUGUUUUUGUUUUUUAUUUUAGCUGUGAUGUUAAACUCUGUCUGUAUAGCCUGUGUUUGCAAAGUUUGCCUCUUCUCGACUUAGAACUAAGACAAGAGCAGCACACGGUGAGUGAUAAAUAGUUGUUUUAAGGCCAUUCCAUAAUCACAUUUAGGGUUAGAAAUGGGCAGCAAGCUGUAGGAAUUUCAGUACGGACUUACAGCACACAGUAUUGGGGGUUUCACUUGGGGUAAAUCCAAGGCUGUCUAUAAUAUCACUAGGACCCUGGGCAAAGAUUUUAUGGGGCCCCCUGGAACCUCCCCCUACUCCCUGGCAUGCAAUCUCACCUUUCACAUACAUACUUACACAGACAUAUACACGGACAGACAUACUGACACAUGCACGUACAGACAUACUGACAUACAUUCUGACAUUCACUCACACACACACACACACAUACACUGACACACACACAUGCAGACACACACACACACACUGACAGACAUGCUGUCACAGACAUACACAAACACACUGACAGGCAUACUGACACACACACAGACACAUACCCUGACAGGCAUACUGACACAAAGACACACACACAGACAUACUGACACACACACAAAGACACAUACACUGACCGACACACAGACAUUCACUGACCAACAUAAUGGCAUACCCAUUGACAGACAUACUGACCCAUACAAAUUCACUGACAAACAUACUGACACACACAUGUAUUGACAGAUAUACUGACACACAGACAUGCUGACACACACACUGACAGACACACAGACAUACGGACACAUUCACACACAGACACACACACACAAUUGACACUUUUAAAUCUACUUCCCCUUUCCUACUUUGAAGGAUUGCUUCCCUGGUGUCCAGAGUGGUGGCUGAGGCUGUUGGGUGUUGCCGACUGGCAAUCCGGCCCAGCCCCCUUCCUCUCUGCCUCCCUGGUCUAUCCCACGUGGCUCUCUCUGGGAGGAAGUGACUCACGGCAAUCACUUCCUCUCAUGCUGCCUAAAAGCAAGGGGGCCCGGUCGUGCUGUUAAAGGGCUACAGUGCCCAAGUGGGCCUCCUUAGUGUGCGGGCAACAGGAUGCACCGGGGCCCAUGGAGUGAGAGUAAGUUGUUGAGGGCAGCGGGGCCCACGGGGCAGCUGCCUUGGCCCCCCCAGAAGUAAAAGGGUGCGGGGUAACUGCCCCGUUUGCCCCACAUUAAAGACUGCGCUGGAUAAAUCUCUAAAGUAAGAAUUCUUGGAAAUUAAAAGUUAAUUUAAAGUGAAUUUCACAAUUUAAGCGGUAAUUCUCCAAGUCAGUUUUCAAUUUGGCUAUUUUGACCUUAAAUUUGAAAUUUACUCUGAGUUCCUGGCAAUUUUCACUCUAGUCAAUAACCCUGUAAGUCGUUCAGCACAUGUACAUGUUUAAAUUCACUUUGUAAACCUGAAACCGUACUUUUUAGGAGAUUGCAAAAACUACUACUUUAUUUCCUGUAAAUAAUAUUGAUUAAUGUAUCUCACGUUCCAUCAUCCAAUAGUAUUCAUAACACUCUAUCAUAGAAUUCAUAGCACUCUCUCCUCCAGUUCAUAGCGCCAUUGUUAGAAAUACAUGGCAAGGUGGACUUUUGUCUACCAUUUUUAUUUUUCUGAUUCAAUAUAGUAAUGGAUUCAAUAACAUUAAGGAUAACGAGGAUUUUACAUUGAUUGAAUUGUAGAACAUGAAUAGGGUUUGUAAGAAAAAAAUAAAUGAAUUUGUCCUUCGGUACUAUUUAUUCUAAGCGUUUUAUAAAGACAAAACAAACUGUAUGAUCUCUAACAAUAUAUGCCUUCCAAUAUUUCUGCAAACAAUGAACAAAUGUCUAAAAAAAUAAUUCUGUAAUGAAUAUUAAUCUAGUGUUUUAAAUACAGUUAAACAGUAAUUUGUACUCAAAAUGACUCGUAGAUCCUUAUUUCAUGUGCACUGUUACAUUUUAAGCUUUACCAUCAUUAUUAUUUUUAGAAGUGCUGCAGAGAAGGGGUUAAUAUAUUUAAAAUGCCAUUAUAAUGAUGUGUUACAUUUUUGAUUGUAAUUUGGAGGCAGAGUUAUUAAAAUAAUGAAGUGUGAAGUGAUUCUGUCAUUUCUAACCCUGAAAUAGAAAUCUUUCCAUUGAAGGGUUAAACACACCUCCAGUGGCUGUCUGCCAGCCAGCCACUAGAGGCACUUUCACUGCACUGGCCGAGUAAAACUCGCUCACGUGAUGUUGCGGCUCAUAGAAAAGAUUUAAAGUCAAUGUUUUCCAUGUCAGGCACGUGGGCAUCAGGUCCCAAUGCUGCUUUUUUGUCUGGCAGUGUAAUACAUUAAAAUUUCUAAGAAAUUGUUUUUUUUUUACAUUUUGCCUAAAAUCCGCCUCUAGAGGUUUCUAGAGAUUUUCUUCAUUAAGACCUAUGAGAUGCUUUGGAUUGGCAGAGUGCAACAAUUGCUACACACGUGCCGUAGGUACGCAACGCUUCUCUGUGAGAAGCAUCUGAUUGGACCAUCAAUGUUGAUGAGCAAAGCCUAUCGGGUUACAGAAAGGAGUGCCCAGCACUGGAUUAAUUUAAUGUUUGGUUUUUUUUGUUAUACAAAGGGUGGUUUAGUCAUCUAAGUUAUAAAGGAUUAUGUUAAAAAUAAAUAUACUGGGAGCGGAGUCUAGCCACCAAGCGGAGCUAUGUGGGUCCCGAGCUCCUGCAAAAUAAGCAGAUUUGGAGUGCUUAACCCCGGCAAACCAGCGAUUCAACCCACGGACGGGAACUACCGAGCUCAAGGGGUACCAACGACACAGCUUGGGACUAUACCAAAUCGGCUACUCACCGGGACUCAGAGAUCCACUGCUGCGGCCUGCUGCAUCAGAGCUAGGGAGAGGCAGCCGCUCUUCGAGAGCUCAAUCGUCCUGACACUCUCCUACCCUCGCCCCCCCUCUGAACAGGCGGGGGUCAUCCUGGUCCCCACUGGACUGUCUAGAACAACUGAUACGGCACUUACCUCCUAAUCUGAACCGGGGCCUAGCCACGCUCUGAAAUACGACUUAAGAUGGCGACGGUGUCCUGACCAAGAGAAGGAGCACGUGUGCAGCCUGCACUGGCCCCUAGCUCCGUGGAGCAAUUCCUACAGCGGCUAGACAAGCACUUCCAACGAUUCUGGGAGGCUCCGGAGAACUGCACAUCUCUGUUGCUGCCCCGACUUUGGGUAGAGAGCCUGAGAGCGCGGAGGAAUCCCUCAGGCUUAGCUGUACCACAAUCCUUUUAUUGUUUAUUUUUCAUGCUUUCUUCACUCUACUCGUAAUACAUGUGUAAUAUAGGGGGGAUCAUGGAGUGCUGAUUCCAGUGGUUAAAAUCGUUAUCUUAUCUUAGAUAUGUUUACUUCUGUACCAAUAAAGAUCUUUAGCAACAGCCAGCAAGCGACAUGAGUCUAACCUAUAUGUUAUUAUACCAGGAAUACUAGCCUGUUAGUAUGUGUAGAUACUUUGUUUCUAUAUACAAGCUAACCACAAUCAACCGUUUAGACAUGCAUGAUCAGCCUGUAGGGUACUGACUCCCACAUAUAUGUAAUUGCAUCCUACUUUUGUUAACAUAUCUACACUUAACUUAGUGACUCUCCUUUAAAAGUUAACCUAGACGUAUACUGCUUAACCUGUACUUAUUGUACUUAUCAUACAAAAAAAUUGUGCAUUUUUCUCUCACUACCCAAAUUGUUAUGCGGGAUGAUUGGCAUGAGGACUGGUGUUGGGGCACCUCAAGCGUGUUUGCAAUGUCAUUAUGCACUGCAAAAAUACAAAAUAUAUAUUUUUUUAAAUAUACUAAUUUUUAACAUUAGAGUGUUCAUUUUAAAUAAACAAUGUAAAUACAAUGACAAAAAUAAAAUUGAACAAUUAAAAUAUUGUGAACAAAAUUAAUUUACAUGAUUACAUAUGUGUCAUUAUUGGUUAGAAGAAGGGGAGAAAAUGUAAAUUUUGUUGUCCAGCCAUUGUCUCCCAUUAAUACCAAUUAGAUAGGCAGCAGUAAACUUUGCAUCACAUGGAAAAUAAAAUGAGAAGAUGAUGGGAAAGUGUCUAAAAUUUUAUCACACUUAUUCCAAUCUCCAGCGUUGGAUACAAUGCACUGUUCACCCCAUUUGCAGUAAUUGAGAUAGAUGGAUAGUGUAACGGGACCGCCGCUAAACUAUGAAUUGACCGGGUUGUUCUGUGAUGUGUGUUACAGUCUUAGCAUCUCUUUAGUGUAUUUUCCCUAUCUUAGUCAUGUAUUUCACACUAUGUGUUCAUCUGAACUGCCAGCUCCCCAUUCGGGAGUGCCGCCACGAGGGGCUCCAUUCACCUCCCAAAGGGGGACCACCACAAAACCCCAUUUAUAAUGUUGAUACAGAACGUUCACACCUCACAAACCGCAUAGGAAGCCUCGGCACGUAGCUCCCCCUGGGUGGCAGCCCAUUCGUUAGACGAACGCCAUCCAGGGGGAGCAUUCGUGGAUUGCUUCCCACCUCGUUCCUGAACGAGGACCUCCCCGGCACCCAUUGGAAUGUUCACACCAAUCAAUUAGAACGUUGGAAACUCACAACAUAGUGUGAAACCGCAAGGGAAGUAAUUAAUGAGUGCUUCUCUGGGUGGCCGCUGUUCGUACAGAUGAACGUCGGCCAGGGGGAGCAUUCACGUCCCGAAAGGAGACACUUCCCUUGCCAGGAUUCACACAGGGACCACACAAACAGUGGCUGUUCAUGAUGGUUACCGUCCCUGAGAUUGGUGGGGACAUCCUUUGGGGACAAUGGUGGAGGUUGGCAGGUUCUCUGUCACUGGGAGGUAAAAUGGCAGGACGUUUCCCGCACUACAGAGAUUUCUGGGAAGAAGACCCCUGGGAGUGCCCUGGGAGGGGGACACUGAGUGGCAGGAACAGGGGACAAAGGGACUGGAGCUUCGGAUCCACCCCAUGCAUGGGGAAAGUAUAAAGCCGAGUGGGGCCAAGAAAGUUGUUGUACUCCUGGAACUGUUUGUCGUCCAGUUACGGGGGGGGAGGGGGGAUGGGUCUCUUCAUUCAUUAAAAGCGGAGGUAACCAGCCGGGUUACCCAGGGUCCACUACAGAUAGAUAGAUCUGCAACACCGUAUACACAAUGUUUAUUCAUAUCUGUAUAGAGGUAGUGGGUUAUACAAUCACAGACUGCUAUUUAUGCUUGCGCUGGUGAUGACUGUAUUAUACUGAAUUUUUUUUCUUUUUUGUUAUGUUAUCAAAAGGAUUCCUUAAUAAUUAAUCUAAAUAAGUUUCGCCAUUGCCAAUUUGCAAAGUAAUAUUUUUUAAUACAUACUAUAACAUACAGAAUUAUUAUUAUUUUAAUUAGUUUUCUUGAUAUCAUUAUGGUUCUAUUAACCUACUUUGAAGAAUAAAGAAGUAAAAUAAGCAUGAGGUUUAAUCGGACAGACUGUAAUGCCAGCAUCUUCGAUACUACAUGACUUUUUAACUCCAAUGUAAACUUCAAAAUCCACCUGACAUUUGCAAUGGGGGUCAAAAGAUUUUCUAAAUCAUUUUUAUGAGUAAGGAACAAACAUACAUAAAAUGAAAUAUAGAUUUGCUUCACUUCAACGCCUUUGAAAUUACUGGAUUAUUGAUUUUUUUUUCAAAUACGAUUCUGUAUUGCAGAUGUUUGUUCAGAUUCUACGAAUAAACCUUACUGAUCUGUUGCUGAAAAAGAAGAUUGAUGGAGAAAUGUAUCGAAACAUACUUAGGACACAAGAGGCAGUAAGAGUUCAUAUUGCUACAAUACCUUAUUACUAUUUACUAAGAUGUCUAAUUUGCUUGGAAAUUAAUUGAUCAUAACUGGCUUGCGUACAAGGAUUUUCCUGGUGUCAAGGUACCUCCCCACUGUUGGACGCAUCGAUAAUGCACAAUCAAACCUUCCUUGAUAUUAGUUGUCAAUUUUGUGUAGCCAGGAUGACAUUGAUUGACUGAGAAUGCUAGAGGCAUUUAAAAAUACAAAUAAAAAAAAUAGACAAACACAUAAUUUCUAAAUUUUUGCAUUUAGCACUAGUUGUAAUUAUUUUAAAAUAGUGGAUUUUUAAAACAUGUCAUUACUGCACAAGCGCAUUUACAAAAUAGACCUGUUUAGGAAAAUGGCUCAUGUAACAUUAUAAUUCAAUGACAUGUGUUCUUUACUGCUAUUGAUAAUUUCUAUCAGUACCUAAACUAUUUUUCAAAGGAGGACAGAUUUAAUCAAUAAAUUGAUUAUUAGUGAUGUCCCGAACGGUUCACCGAACAGUUCGCGAACGGUUCACCACAGACUCAUCAUUGAGUAAACUUUGACCCUGUACCUCACAGUCAGCAGACACAUUCCAGCCAAUCAGCAGCAGACCCUCCCUCCCAGACCCUCCCACCUCCUGGACAGCUCACUAAGAAUGCAGCUUCACAAUGAAUGUAAAAUGGAUGCUGUCAGGGCCGGUGCAAGGAUUUUUUGCCGCCCUAGGCAAAAGUAAAGUUUUGCCCCGUGACAUCACAAUGCCCCACCCAUAUGACCUGCCAUGUUAACUAGUGCUGCAGUGCUGCAGUGCCGCUGUGUUUACAUUAAAAGGCCUGCAGGGACAGGCUAUAGACACCAGGACCACUACAUUAAGCUGCAGUGGUUCUGGGGACUAUAGUGUUUCUUUAAUGUGAGGUAAAUUAGAGAUUAGUGCCACGAAUAAUAUACUAGAUUACCUACUUACAAGCAGAUGAGGAUGAUGAUGGGCUCUAGCUGCAGUCUGGCUCCACUGGUCUGGUGUAUAACAGGAUCUCUGGAGGCUGUUUGUAACUGUGGUCACAAAAAUCAAUGUUCUGGGAGAACAAGAAGCAGCUCCAUUUUUUGGGUGCCCUUUACACAGCUCAAGGUCUGGGUCCCAGGGUCCACCUUCAUGUUCCACCAAUGAGUUUGUUCACAGGGGGUGGAGUGUGUAGGGGAUGUCCUGAUUUGUGUGUAAGGAAUGCAUUGUGUGAAUCUGUGUUUGUAUGUGUAAGGGCUGCAAGGUGUGUUUCUGUGUAUGUAAGGGAUGAAGUGUGUGAGUUUGUAAGGGGUGCCUAGUCUGCCUUACAGGUAGCGCCGGCCCUGGAUGCUGUCCAGGAGGUGGGAGGGUCUGGGAGGAAUCGUCUGCUGCUGAUUGGCUGGAAUGUGUCUGCUGACUGUGAGGUACAGGGUCAAAGUUUACUCAAUGAUGAGUCCGUGGCGAACCGUUCGUGACGAACCGUUCGGCAAACCGUUCGGAACAUCACUAUUGAUUAUUUGUAGUGGCUAACGGGUAAAUCGGAAUAGUUGGCACAAUCAGGGGUUUUCCCCACACAGAUUUAAUUUGGCUCAUUUUUCUUUUCGUACUUGUGGCUAGAUAAUAGAUGUUCCCCAUGACUGUAUUGUGUAACCCAAACAAAAUAAUUGAUAAUAACCAGUAAGACUAUUUCACUAGGGGAAGUGGCUUGGGAUUGAAAACUGUCAACAGAAGUAUUUCCAGUGGUUCGGAAUGGGCCUAUAAGGUGUGCUUCCAUUGGAGGUUCAAAUAAUAUAUUCUACUACCAAUCCACUGAAUGCAAGCCCAUUUCUAAAGGACCUAAUAAAACGCGUACAAUCUAGUCUUUUUAUAGUUCAGCAAAGGAUAGAAAAUUAUUUACACCUGUUUAUGUUAGAUGCCAGGCUACAGGUUAAAUCAGUGGUUUCUGUUUGGAGUAGAAAGAUACAUUAAUAAUAUAGUAGAAUGAGUUUGCAAAUUCCCCCUAUUUAUGUCUCUGUCCCUUUAUCUUUAAACAAUGUAUCUUGUUCUCUACAGGAACUGAAGGAACUUGAAGAACGUUAUCGAUCAAGGGUGACUUCUACCAAGCUGGUCAGAGGACAAAAUCCCAAGGUCCAAACUAUGGAGGACAUUGAACGAAAAGAACGAGAAUACUCAGAUCACCUCAUUCAGAUUGUAAAUUUAUCCAUGUAUAUUUAUUUUUACUAACCUUUCAUUAUGAAAUUGUAGGAUAAGUGAAACAUAUAGACAACAAAGAUCCAAGAAGGCUUUUCAUUCGUUGCCUACUCCAUUUUUUCAAUUCAUUUUUCAGUUAUCACUUUUUUUUUGUUACAGAAAGAAAACGGAACAAGGAGUUUUACUUAUCAGAUUGCACGAUUUUAUAUUCCCCCUGGGGAUUGCAUUUCCAUAUUAUAUAUAAUGUUAAUUUCUAAGCAGAUGCUUUGAACCAGUGCACACAUGUUGUGUUGUAAGAUUGUUCUCAUCUGUGCAGACAGGUCAAAAAACAGUUUUACCAAAAAAAAAAAACGUCUUUAAAGAUUUUUGUCAGACCUGGCUUUGCUAUCUGAAUGGAAAUGUUUAAUAGACAAAUUACACUAGAUUAUCAAGCUGUGACAUUUUCAAUUCCUACUAAUAGAUUGUUCUGUGCGUUUUAAAACACCUACUAACAUUUGGGCAUGUUUUUGAUCUUUUGUAGAUCGAAAGUUUUUGGAAGCAAAUUGAGAACGUACACCAAUUCUUUAUGGACCAAGCAAAGUGCACGUAUGAUGAAGCUGGAAGAAUAAUGACAAAUCUGAUUUCCAAAAUGUUAAUUGUUGACAAAAUCCUGUGUGAAUCCCAGGAAAUACAGGCAAUGGUAAAGUAUAUCAGCUAACCAGCACAGUAACAAUAUGUGCUUUAUUUAUGUAAACUACGAGGGUCCAAUUUACUAUAAGAUACUGAUACACAAAAGAUUAUAUUUUUAAAUCAUAAGCAUCUACUAAAAACAUAUGUAAAAUACCCUGUGUCACAAUACAACUAGAAAAAGAAGACUUUCCGUUUAGUGUCUAGAAGUCUUCUGCUGAUUUCCAUCACUUUUUUUACCGUAGGCACAUUUUUUUCAAAAUCCAAAGUGUCUGUAGGUUUAAUAAAGAAGUGUAUUUAACCCCUUAAGGACCAAACUUCUAGAAUAAAAGGGAAUCAUGACAUGUCAUACAUGUCAUGUGUCCUUAAGUGGUUAAAGGACCACUAUAGUGCCCUGCGUGUGCCCCCACCCUCAUGGCCCCCCUCCUGCCGGGCUGAAUUUGGAGGAAGGGGUUAAAUCACUUACCUUUAUCCAGCGCUGGGUUCCCUCGGCGCUGGACUCUCCACCUCCUUUGGACAUUAUUGGCUGAAUGCAAGAUCCGGCAAGAUCCGCACCUGCAUUCAGUCAGUCCAUAGGAAGGUAUUCUCUCUGAAACUGCUAUGUUUACAGCAGGCAGGAUUAACCCUAGAGGGACCUGGCACCCAGACAACUUCAUUAAGCUGAAGUGGUCUGGGUGCCUAUAGUGGUCCUUUAAGUAUGUUGUCAUUACCACAAAAAUGUUGCUUAUUCCUGUGAACAGGAUUGUCCACCAGAAACAUAUAGGGAGAUAGACCACAUGCUUUCCAAGUUCUUUUGUUUUUCUUGAGAGCCAAUGCCAAAGGUCUCGGUGAGUUCUUUGUUCCCAAUAAACCACUUCUGUACAGAAAUAGGAAUAGGAGACAUAUGUGUGUUAAAAUGCUUGAUAUGGUUUCUGUCUAUAGACAGAGCAGGGCCCUCUUCAACCUAUUGUCCCUAUAAGUUUUUUUGUAAUGGUCUCAUUUAUUGUUAAAUCUCCCCCUUUGAUAAUAUUUUCAAGCGCUACGGAAUAUGCUGGCGCUAAAUAAAUAAAAUAAUAAUAGUAUUAACUGAAGGUAAACCUUUCUUCUCAUGAUGCAAUGUCUUAACAAAACGUUAGCAAAUUGUGUUUACCUUUCUCUGUUGACAUACUGAUGUUAAUGAUGUUCAUACCUUCAAUAGAACGUAAGAAUUCACAAAAAUAUUUUUUAUUAUCAAAUUGUAAAAAUGUAGUUGUAAACGGUGAUGCAGAUUUCUCGUGUAUUUUAAAAGGAACUCCAAGAGAAAAUGAUCAGUUGGGAAUAUAUGGCAAAGGUGGUCGAGUCUUUGAAAUUCCAGAUUCAGAAAGAAAGUGAAUGCAGACUGAAUGCCGUCUCUAAAACCUUGGAACAUUUAACUGCGAAGAAAAGAAUAUCAAUGAGACAGAAGGAGAAGCUGUUCACUGAACUUUCUGAAGCUUUCCUGGAAGAAGUAACUCAGUUUAACAAUGGUGAGUAACAGGACUGCAUCCAUGUCUAAUGUUUACAUUUUGUCAUGCCAGGUCAUGAGUUCGAAACCAUGCUGUCUCCAGGCCUGUUAUGUACUAAGCUUCAGAAUCCUCAAAUUGAGCUGAUAUUUGUGAUGCUUCCACUGCAGAAUCUGAUGUUGGUGCCUUUAACAUAACUGAUUACACUUUGUCAUCUAGAUGUCCACCACAGAUAAAUAGACCACUUUAGACAACUCACAGCUUGACAUAGAGUCAACAGAGUUCAUAUUUAAACUUUCAAAUAUGUAUUUAUUUAUUUAAUUUUGAUUGAAAAUAAAUAUAUAUUUUUUUUUCACUAGAGGCAUGGUGAGGGGUAGCUGUAAACAUUGCCAUUUUCCUGAAACAGCAAUGUUGUUUUGGUACUUUAAGGGGCAGUAAGGUGUGACAUAUUUUAGAUAAGAGUAAAUGUGCAUCCUAUUUACAUAUUGGAUUAGAUGCAGUUUAGAUUCAUUGAUGCUUGUAGUUUUCCUAUUUUGUCCUCUGGUACACGUUCUAUUUUAUUUCUAUUAUACUGAAAUCAAAGCUUGAGCCAUUAUCUGUAUUAUACUAUUAAUAUUAUAUAGAGUACAGCCAGUAACAUGAAGCGGAGUACUGGUUACAUAUUAAUGGAGAUAAUUUUAGAAAUGUAUUAGCAGAGCAAUAAUUAUGUCUGUGACUUUAACUCUCUUUUUUUUCUACUCUUAAUUGCUUUAAACUUUCUUCAUUUCUCUCUAUCAUUCAGUUUUCUUUUUUUUUUUUUUUUUAACAAAUUUUUCCUAAUUUUUUCCAUUUUUUUCUCAUUCUUUACAUUGCCAUUUUAUUUCAUUGCUUCUGCUUUUUUUUUUUUUUGUCCUCCGUUUUUCCCCGUGGUGUAUUAUUUUUACCAUUUCAUUUUUUUAUGAUUUUAAUGUUUAAAUUCCACACUUGUAUUUAUUCUUCCAUGUGUUGCUUCUCUCUCCUCCUUGUACAUACUUACAGAGAAGUGUUUCCUUUUUGGGGGCACCUUAGUUCUACAACAUUACCCUUGUUGUAGAACUAAAGCAAUUUAUAGAACACUAAGCAAUAUAACCAUUACAGCUCAGUGUAGUGAUUAUGUUGUAUGGCAUCCCAUUAUCACUUCUCCCUCAGCCACACUGUUAAUGUGGAAUUUAAUAAUAAUUAUAAUAAUGAUGAUGAUGAUAAUUUCACAUUAUCGCUGACAAUUUCGGCCAUCCUGGACAGAGAUAAUUGGCUGAGAUUGCUUGGGGUGAGUUAGCUCAGCAUUCUCAGCUGUUGUGGUUAUGUUGUUUAGAAUGUCCAUCCACAUAUCAAAAUAGGUCCACGUAGUCUGAACUGGACUGCCCUCUGCAUUCAGCUCUGUGAGAGAUAAAGUAAUGGUGCCAAAUAAUUUCAUGUAACAUCGGUCUGCCCAAGAUUAGCGUGAGCUACACUCCCAAAUGGUACCUGCUGUCACUUUAAUGAUGGAAGCUGAAAUGGCUGCUGCUUGGGGCUGUAACUCUUACUAAUCUAAGGCACCACUGGGACGGUAACGUUUUUCUUAACCCGUACACUACACAUUCUACCCCACAUCACCCUAAACAAUAUACUAUACAUUAACCCAUACACUACACAUUGUACCCUACAUUACCCUAAACAAUAUACUAUACAUUAACCCAUACACUACACAUUGUACCCUACAUUACCCUAAACAAUAUACUAUACAUUAACCCAUACACUACACAUUCUACCCUACAUUACCAUAAACAGUAUACUAUAUAUUAAUUAACCCAUACACUACACAUUCCUACCCUACAUUACCCUAAACAAUAUACUAUACAUUAACUCCUACACUUCAUAUUCUAUCUUACAUUACCAUAAACAAUAUACUAUACAUUUACUCAUACACUACACAUUUUAUCCUACAUUACCAUAAACAAUAUACUAUACAUUAACCCAUACACUACACAUUGUACCCUACAUUACCCUAAACAAUAUACUAUACAUUAACCCAUACACUACACAUUGUACCCUACAUUACCCUAAACAGUAUACUAUACAUUAACCCAUACACUACACAUUGUGCCCUACAUUACCCUAAACACUAUACUAUACAUUAACCCAUACACUACACAUUGUACCCUACAUUACCCUAAACAAUAUACUAUACAUUAACCCAUACACUACACAUUGUACCCUACAUUACCCUAAACAGUAUACUAUACAUUAACCCAUACACUACACAUUGUGCCCUACAUUACCCUAAACACUAUACUAUACAUUAACCCAUACACUACACAUUGUACCCUACAUUACCCUAAACAGUAUACUAUACAUUAACCCAUACACUACACAUUGUGCCCUACAUUACCCUAUACACUAUACUAUACAUUAACCCAUACACUACACAUUGUACCCUACAUUAUCCUAAACAAUAUACUAUACAUUAACCCAUACAUUACACAUUGUACCCUACAUUACCCUAAACAGUAUACUAUACAUUAACCCAUACACUACACAUUGUACCCUACAUUACCAUAAAUACUAUACUAUACAUUAACCCAUACACUACACAUUGUACCCUACAUUACCCUAAACACUAUACUAUACAUUAACCCAUACACUACACAUUGUACCCUACAUUACCCUAAACAGUAUACUAUACAUUAACCCAUACACUACACAUUGUACCCUACAUUACCCUAAACUAUACUAUACAUUAACCCAUACACUACACAUUGUACCCUACAUUACCCUAAACACUAUACUAUACAUUAACCCAUACACUACACAUUGUACCCUACAUUACCCUAAACACUAUACUAUACAUUAACCCAUACACUACACAUUGUACCCUACAUUACCCUAAACAGUAUACUAUACAUUAACCCAUACACUACACAUUGUACCCUACAUUACCCUAAACACUAUACUAUACAUUAACCCAUACACUACACAUUGUACCCUACAUUACCCUAAACAAUAUACUAUACAUUAACCCAUACACUACACAUUGUACCCUACAUUACCCUAAACACUAUACUAUACAUUAACCCAUACACUACACAUUGUACCCUACAUUACCCUAAACAGUAUACUAUACAUUAACCCAUACACUACACAUUGUGCCCUACAUUACCCUAUACACUAUACUAUACAUUAACCCAUACACUACAUUGUACCCUACAUUAUCCUAAACAAUAUACUAUACAUUAACCCAUACAUUACACAUUGUACCCUACAUUACCCUAAACACUAUACUAUACAUUAACCCAUACACUACACAUUGUACCCUACAUUACCCAUAAACACUAUACUAUACAUUAACCCAUACACUACACAUUGUACCCUACAUUACCCUAAACAAUAUACUAUACAUUAACCCAUACACUACACAUUGUACCCUACAUUACCCUAAACACUAUACUAUACAUUAACCCAUACACUACACAUUGUACCCUACAUUACCCUAAACAGUAUACUAUACAUUAACCCAUACACUACACAUUGUACCCUACAUUAUCCUAAACAAUAUACUAUAUAUUAGCUCAUACACUACAUUGACACACUACACUCCCCCUUACAUUACUCUAAUACGCUACACUAUAUAUAGAUAAAUAGAUAGAUAUAAAUUAAUACAUUCUUUAACAAUUUUAUGUACAAGCUGCAUGUACAAGCUGCGUUGUUUUUUUUUAUUUUUUUAUUUUUUUGCUAAAGUGGGAAUUGUAAAGAGCUGACACUGAUACUGCAAUUGUUUUUGGCCUAAGAUAGCCAAAUUGAUGUAAAAAUAAUCACAAACAAUAAACUGUACUUCCUGUUCAGAUAUCUUAACCUUUCGCGUUGGUCAGUGUAUAUUGUACUCUUCUUCCCCAGUUGUACAAUGCUGCAAAUUACCGCUAUGUUGUUGUUAUAAAUGCCAGUAAUAAUAAGAAGAAUCUUGCUAUAUUCUUGACCGUGAAGAGAACGAAAGUGAACAUUACCACGUACCUAUUUUUAGAUCUGAGAUUUCCUUUGUCCACAGUAAUCUUUUGCUGUGAAAGUACUUUAAUUUGUCAAAAUAUUACUAUAAAUAGAAACAUCAGUGGCUCCUGACGUGUCUAAGAGCAAUGCGAAAACGAAAUUGCUACUACGUCGCGUGACCUUCAACUUCUAUCAUUUUCACAUAUACAGGAGCGCUGUGAAGGCUCACCAUGAGGACACAACCAUUGCUUAAGUGGAAUUAACUGGGGUCACUGUCUUCCUGUGUGUGCCUGCGUGCAUUCGUAUAUACACUAUAAUAUCGAAUAAAUAUAUAUAUAUAUAUAUAAAGCAUUUACUAAAUAUUACCAUUAACACUUUAAUAUUCCUAAUAGAAUCUUAUGCUGUUACACCCCUCUUUGAUUGUUUGAGUUUUCAUGCCACAAUCUAAUGCAUGUUGUUUGUGUUGUGUGCACACACUGUUUGGUGUUAUUUCUUUGUGGGUAAGCUUGGCUAAUCUAUUGGAUCAUAACAUAGCAAUGCAUGGCCACAUAGAAACAUAGAAUGUGACGGCAGAUAAGAACCAUUUGGCCCAUCUAGUCUGCCCAAUUUUCUAAAUACUUUCAUUAGUCCCUAGCCUUAUCUUAUAGUUAGGAUAGCCUUAUCCCUAUCCCACGCAUGGUUAAACUCCUUUAAUGUGUUAACAUCUACCACUUUUGCUGGAAGGCUAUUCCAUGCAUCCACUACCCUCUCAGUAAAGUAAUACUUCCUGAUAUUAUUUUUAAACCAUUGUCCCUCUAAUUUAAGACUAUGUCCUCUUGUUGUGGUAGUUUUUUUUUCUUUUAAAUAGUCUCCUCCAUUACUGUGUUGAUUCCCUUUAUGUAAAGUCACACUUUGAAUACAUUGUAACAAAUCAUUGAUUAUUGGUUUUCGGAGCCACCACAUAACCAACUAUAGAAAGCACUCAUGGUGUUUCCAUUAAAACCAUCCUUUAUUUGAAUACUAGAAUAUUACAACUAUGGCUUUGAGGGAAAGUUAAAAACUAAAGGAAAAAAAAUGCAAAGUAACCUAACACAAGGUACAUUUUGAAGGCUGUUCCCCAUUCAAUGAUCACAGCAACUACUCAAAUAAAACUUCCAUUUAUUAGCUCUAUUAAAUGUUCCUUAUGUGUUAUGCUUUGGUUAUGCAUUUUCCCAUAACUUCUCGUUUUUGUGUUUACUCUAUUUUGUCGUAUUGUAAUUGUGACUGUCACUGGUAAUGUCAAGAUUUGAACAUCUGAUACUUUUUGUGUUGAGAAGUACUAGGGUCAAAGACACUGGCUGAGGCCUCUUUGUUCUGUGUAUCCCUUGCAGGAUCUUGUUAAUUGAUAGUAUUUUUCUAAUGUCGAAAAGGAGAUCUCACACGCGCCUCCCUGAUACAGUCAGCAUGGUAGGAAUUGUUGUACCUAACUUUUAUUAUUUACUUGAUCUUGUCCAAAUUAUUCUUCAUCUUUCCAGUGAGUUAAAAUAUGAUAGCUCAGUGCUGUCUGUGUCACCUGGUUUAAUAUCUGAUUAGGGUGUGAGGUUCCCAAACACAUCUGUGCAGAUUUUAUUUUAAAUUUUUUAUUACAUUUUGUUUUAGUGGUUUGCACUGUGGGAUUUGCAACUUUUCUUUUUGAUUAUGUUCUUGAAAAUGUUAUUCGUUUUUGCAAUCUUCUCUCAUAUUUUUAGAACAGUUUUUCAGACUAGGCAGUCUCCUAAACGUAAUCGGUACAGCUCACUCUUGUGAUUUUGCUACCUAGAGUUUGUGAUUGUGAGUAUCCUCUCCUGUUUUUGUGACAUGCUGUACGGGCUCUCCCCAUCACCCAAUGGCCUUAAUAUUUCUAGCCAAAUCGUGACAGUGUCUAAUUUUACACUUCACUUUAAAUGAUGCUAAAAAAAAUUAAUCUUGAAAUAUGGUUGGCUUCACACAAGCAAAAUAUUUACUUAUUAAGUCAAGGUGAUUAAAUGAUACAGUAUUUUGAUUUCUCUCCCCAGCUCUAUAGAAAAUAGGAGACAGUAUUUUAUUUCCAAACUUUAAACUGGCAAAUUUAAUAUGCACCUCCGUUACAACUGCAGAUGCGAAAUGCCUGAUUUGUUUACAAUAUUCCAUGGGCAUCUAAAUGUUGCUAAUUUAAACAUGCAUAGCUGACUUAGCAUGAAGGAGACCGCAUUUUGACUAAUGCCAGCGUAGACCUCUUGUUCUAGGCCCUUGUCACAGCUAAUUAAAGCAUUUAAAUUGGAUGAGUACAUUGCUAGUAAAAAGCAUCACAGACACACUGAAGGCCGAUUCAGCCAAAUAAACAAUAUUCGUUUAACCAUAACUGGUGCAAAGAAGCAAGAAGAGCUUUUGCCCAAGUGGGUCCAAUUACAAGGACCUCCAGGAAUAUCCCCUAAUGAGCUUAGUCACUGUAAAUCCCCCCACUAGAUGAACUGGAUACAAUUUCCACUUGAAAGAAUGCCCAGUGAUGUAAGCUACUGCAACCCAACCCCUUGGGCAGAGGAUUACGAACUCUACAAGCGAUAAGCCUUCUCUAACCCAGCUAAAGGAAUUACAUCAAAACCCAUUUAAAUAAGUGAGCCAGACAAGCAGCAUACAAUCAAUACAUCUCAUUAAACAAGAGGCCAACCUGUUAACCCUUCAACCACCGAAAGUUGGACAGUGAUCAGAACCGAAAGUAUUGGUGGAUUUCAUUAAAUGCCAGAAAAACUGUGUGGUAGAAAAAACAACAACAUAUGUUCGGUACAUGGUUUGUGCACAAUGUAUAGAUUACAUGUACACAAAUCUUGUUAGGUCAAGCCAGUGCACAUUAGCUUAGAAAUUUACCUUGCUGUUGGCACACAGUAGCUCAAUCGUCUAGUCCAGGGUAGGCAACCUUUCAGUAGGGCUGUGCUUAAACAAGAUCUUGACGUGCCGGUCCUAUUUUUUUUAAAUUGAGGUGUGUAUGUUGCCGUGUCGUGCUUGUGUUAUUAUUAUUGUAUUAUGGGUGCUGCAGUUGCUUUGUAGCAUUGUAUUUGUGUGUAUGUGGGUUAUUAUAUAUGUUCAUGAGUAGUUUGUGGUAUUGCAUAUGAUCUAACGUCCCACUGGGACUCCUAAUAGGUCAGAGCCUGUUUGGCACUGUCAGCCUUGAGUUCCAUCCUAUGGUACCUCGUGUGUCAUAGGUUGCUGAAUUCGUCUAGUUCAUUCAGGUGCCCAAAAGUGACGUGUACUUUCACCUACCUACGUGUUACAAGUCCCUACACCCAUCAGUGUAGAUUUUAGAAUCCUUUUCUAUUUUUAAACCCUUAAUAAAAUGAAGUUUUGCAAAAUCCUCCAAAAUAAAUAUUAAAGGGAUACUAUAAGCAUCACACAACGUUAGUUUAAAGAAGCAGUUUUGGUGUACAGAUCGUGCCCUUGCAAGCUCACUGCUCAGUUAUCUACAAUUUAGGAGUUAAAUCACUUUGUUUAUGCACCAUAGUCAUACCUCCCUGCAUGUGACUUGCACAGCCUCCCUAAACACUUACUCAAAAGAAAUCUAAAUAUUUUGUUAUUUUAUUGCACAGUCUAUUUAAUCUAGAAUUUCUCCUGCUCUGUUAAUAGCCUUCAAGAGCCUGCAGAAGCCUUCUUCAUGUGAUUAAAGUUCAAUCAACAGAGCAGAAGAUAAAAUCUUCUAAAACAUGUUAACAUCUGAUUGAAAAUAAAACAAUUGUUUUCAUGCAGGCUGAGUGAGUCAGAGCCAGGGGAGGGCUGGCGAGGGCUGCAUUAACGAAAGCAAAAGUGAUUUAACUCCUAAACGGCAGAGAAGUGAGCAGUAAGACUACAGGGGCAUGAUCUAUACACCAAAACUGCUUAGUUAAACUAAAGUUGUUUUGAUGCCUAUAGUAUCCCUUUAAUAAUAUAAGUAUGACUUUUAAUGUCAAGAUCAGCCAUCUUGACUAUCAAAUAUUUAUUUACUUUCUAUUUUCGAUUAGUUAAUCACAACAUUAAGUAAUUUUUUGGGGGGAAAUACAAUUGUAGAAUUCUGUAAAAGUGGGGAUUUGUGAAGUGACUUAGGAGAUCAUUAAUUUAGCUUUUUUUUCUUUCCGGAUGAAGGCACUUAACUUGGUGACUUAAAAUGUGACAGCUCACUGCUGUCUGUGGCAGGCAGAUGCACAGCUCAAUGCACUGCUGAGCCUUUCUCUGCAUCACAGUUUCAAUGUAUUGUUCACAGCAUCGCCUAUUAUUCGGGGGAGCUCGGAUGCUUGUGUUCUUCCUGCCUUUGGCAUUUAUUGUCAGCCGCUUUGACACACUAAAUAUGAUGGAAAAAUAUAUAUAUAUAUAUUUUUUUAAAUAAAACAUUUUUAUUUCUUCAAUUUUUUUGUGUUAAAUGUUAUAGACAUACAUAUUUCUACAUGUGAAGCAAAAAAAGUAUAAUAUAUAUAUAGCUUUACUACUACAAUUUUUGUAAUCUAUAGUAUCUGGUCUGUGGUGGAAACGGUCACCUGCUGUUUCAUCGUCUGGAUCAGCUUUGUUAAAUCUGUUUGGUUUCUCUUCGACUGUCACUUCUGCAUCUAAAUUUUAGCCAGGCUGCAUGCUGUUUUCGAUAGAAAUCUCACGCUGAGUUUUUACUGUGUGUCAUUUAAUGUAUCCUGGUUUAAGUUCAAACUGAAGCAUAUAGCCAUAGAUUUCUGUAGCCUUGUAGAGCACUUCAGGGAGAGGGAGAGGGAGAUUCAUUCCAAUAGACCCUAACUUUGAUUCCAAGUGAAGAUGUAUCAGGAGUAUUCUUGGAAGUCUCAAAUCUGGGGAUAAGUCGACACAAUCAUCUAGGGAUGCGGCUUCCUAAGAAUACUUUUGACAUACACCGACUGUUAGAAUGUAGUCUGAAUAGGUUGACUGGGUCGAUAAACACCAACCUCUAGCUCUCAUAAAAAGAAUCCUAUGGAAAGUGCAUUUAUAAAGUAUCCAGCAAUUUCAAUUGUUGUAUUAAGUUUUAAUUUCCCCUGAGACCAUGGUGAUGUUUGUGAAGAAAGAAAAACAAAGUGCACUGGUAUAACUAGGGUUUUUUCCUCUUAUUAUAGUUGUGUGACUAUGACUUUCUUGCAAUUAGUUUUAAUCUCUUUCAAAGUUAUUUAUCUUCCUUAAAUAUUGUCAUUUUGUGGUGCUGGUGGGCUCACCUCUCAUUUAAGUUAUCCUUUAAUCAUAGGUUAUAAGUAACUAUGUGGAUGUAUCUUGUAUGUGAAAGAAGAUCCUGUGGACCUCAGAUGACCCAAGAUCUUAGUGCAUUAUAAGACAUUCUCACCCAUGACACAAUUCCCUCUGUUGGAAGUUGGGGGGAGAAGAUGGUGCCAGACAAAUUGACAGUCCGGUAUCGAGUUUGGGUGCACAUACAAUUUACAUAUUUCACCAGAGUUUUAUAACAGAGUGCAGAGCUUUGAUCUCUGGAUGACGUUUUUGUAGUUGUACUGCUAUCUUCCAGCUUGCAAUAUUUAAUACCAUUCAAUGUGUACAUGUUGUUAUUCUUUGGACAUACAAACAGGACUUGUAUAUAAGUUAUACAAUGUAUUUUUCAGACAGCCUAAUGCAAACCAAGUCCCUCGUUACCAAACAGUUGGAACUCAGACGCAAGCUCCUGGACAUCCUUCAAAAAUCCCAAAAAGAAGAACGACAAACUUUCCUCACCAAAGCUCAAGAAUCGCGUGAACCAGACAGCUUUAUUAAGGUAUUUAGCUUUAGCUUUGCUGACAGGUUUCUGUAUUAUCCUGUAAAAUAAACCGAUUUAACCUGUCUGUCUCCCCUGAUUAGGAGUACCAUAAGCUCUUGGAAAAACAGCGUGAGCUUCUCUGUGACCUGGAAGAUGAAGAAGACAGUAAAACCGUUGACUCUGUGGUUGACUUAUGCAAGGUAAUUGUUUGGUUCACUUUUAAGUAUUAACAUUGUUUGGUUAUUGUAUUUUUAUUUUUUUUUACUUUUGGGCGCUUGAGAUUUCAACACUGUUCUUCUAUGCCCAAUUUCUUACCGAAUACCUUUUAGGAGUAUAUGAAUUUUUAGAGCAUUCUGAAACAUGGUGGAAUAAUGCGGGUGCAACAUUCCCUAGCCACAGACAUUACACUGGGAGAGGUGACAGGACCAGGAAAUUGACCAUUUCCCUCAUAUUUUGCAACACAACCGAACGGAGCAAGGAAAGUAGUAAAAUAUAGUCCCUACACCCAUCAGUGUAGAUUUUAGAAUCCUUUGUUAUUUUUAAACCCUUAAUAAAAUGAAGUUUUGCAAAAUCCUCCAAAAUAAAUAUUAAAGGGAUACUAUAAGCAUCAACACAACGUUAGUUUAAAGAAGCAGUUUUGGUGUACAGAUCGUGCCCUUGAAAGCUCACUGCUCAAUUAUCUACAAUUUAGGAGUUAAAUCACUUUGUUUAUGCACCAUAGUCAUACCUCCCUGCAUGUGACUUGCACAGCCUCCCUAAACACUUACUCAAAAGAAAUCUAAAUAUUUUGUUAUUUUAUUGCACAGUCUAUUUAAUCUAGAAUUUCUCCUGCUCUGUUAAUAGCCUUCAAGAGCCUGCAGAAGCCUUCUGCAUGUGAUUAAAGUUCAAUCAACAGAGCAGGAGAUAAAUUCUUCUAAAACAUGUUAACAUCUGAUUGAAAAUUUAUCUUUUUUAAUCUAUUUCUAGGUGUGACAGCUUGUACUACUAGUCCUAGCACAAAAUACCUUUAGCAGUCAUGCUGUAAUUUAAGUGAUGCUUAGCCAAACUGGUGGCUAAUGGUCUUUUUGUUGGCUUGUCAUUAUGCAAAUCUGUAGCAACCAGGCUAUGAAAGGUAGCCUACAAUCAAAUCCAUGGAUUUGUAAUGUUUAUUUAUUUUAAUUUUUUUGUCUUUCCAGGAUUUAUAUACAGGGGCUUCACAGAAAUUUGAAAAAUUAGUUAAAGCAUUGUUUCUUCAGACACUCCCUGAAAUGACCAACAUGAAUUUGCGAGAGUGUGAAAGUCUCAAACAGGAAUUAAAAAAUAAUCUGUCUGGCGAGCUGGAAAAAGCUGAAAAUGAACGGAAAACCAGGAUCAAGCUCUUUCAGGAAAUACUGAUGCAAGAGAAACAGGUAGAUUGAAUGUACCACUGUGCAAUGCUUUGUAACGUAUUUAUUACGGCGUUAAAUUCUCUCGUAGGAAUGGCUAAGCUUUGCAUGCCAGUCGAUGUAGUGACUAACCUGAGGUUAAGAUAAUCGCAAAUUCUAGGCCUAAAUAAUGAACAGGACUUUAUAAAAAUGUUGCAACAUCGAAAGGUUUGGCUUUUUGACUUUAGUUCACUAAAUAGCCAUCAAUAUUCAGAUUUAUUCUGAUAUUUUGUUGAUUCAUUGUAAAUAUAAAGGAACACUAUAGGGUCAGGAACACAAACCUGUAUUCCUGACCAUAUAGUGUUACAAACAGCAUCUAGCACCCCUGCGUCCCCUCCUUGCCACCCUAAAUAUAAUAAAAGAUUACCUUUACUUGAAAGACUGCUGCUGCUGGCUCUGUCCCUGUUCUGCCAGAUUGGCUGACAUCACCAGAAGUGAUUCUCUGAGCCAAUCACAAUGCUUUCACAUAAGAGACUGUCAAGGAGGCAGAGCAGGUCCAGAGUCAGCACAAGCCAAACACUAUGGGCACCAGUGAAAUUUUUGUUUUUUACGAACGAGUACGUAUUAAAUGAAAAUUUCAAUCGCCCAGGCCAUAUUCUGUCCGUAAAACAUUUGUUUUUCGGACAAAAUUCUGUAAAACAUAAUUCAUUAUUGUCCAUUACGACAAAAAUAUCACUGUGCGUACGCAAAAAAAAAAGAGGUGAGAGCCAGCAGCGCUACCAGCUCCCUCCUUGUUAUAAUGUUAACAAUUCUUACACCCCCCUCCCCACUGCAUUAAAACCUAAGGAGGUCACUAUGAGUAGGGGCAGCCAGUGGCUGCUUGCUGUCAUUUUAAACUGGAUAUAACUGGAUAUAAAUCAGUAUCUAAUAUAGAGGUGAUAGAGAGCUACGAUAAGAGUAUGUGUAACCAAUAGUUAAAGCAAAAACAAUAACAAUGUUGCAAUAUGAAAAAGUAGCUAUUUAGAUCAGUCUGUGUUACUUUUUCAUUGGUAUUGUUUUUGCCAUGACAAUGAGUGGCUAAACCUGUUUCCCACCCCCCGGCUCCCACCCAUGAGAGGUAGGUUGGGGCCCUAAAUGACAAUAAGGGGGGACCUAUUGUCCCCCCACCCAUGGACGUGAGGUGGGGGCUAAAUAUAAAAAAUACACCCUCCCACAUGUGACUAAGGGUGCCCAAAUCCCUAGUCACCCCCCUUCCCAAUAAAAUUAAACCCUACCUACCCCCUCACCCUAAAAAUAGUGAGGGGGAACAAAAAAACGAAAUACCUGUAAAUAAAAGAAAUGGAUACUUACCAGUAGAUGUCAUCUUUUUUCUUAAAUCUUCUUUUUUCAGCCCCUAAAAAAACCAAAUAAAAAAAAACAUAAUUCCGAUCGAACUUAAAACAAAUUUGCAAUUUGACUCAGAGCACUCUGAUUAAUUGAUUCCAAGCCAACCAAUCAGAGUGCUCUGACAGGUAAAUGAAGAGACUGACCAAUCAGAGUGCUCUGAGUCAAAUUUCAGGGUGUGGGUAGCCUAUAUAAGGCUUCCCCCACCCUGCAAAGCUCAUUCUGCACGGAGCGCACCCUGGGUGAGCAUGGGUUAUUUUUUUUCUGGGUUUUUUUUUUACUUUUUUUUUGCUCUUAGAUUCUUUUUUUAUUUUAACAGUUGCGAUGGGACAAUUAUGGAUUUUUAUUUGGCCUUUUUUGGGGUUGAAGAGAGAAGACAUCCAAUGGUAAGUAUGACAUUUUAUUUUACAGGGUGUUCGUUUAUUGCCUCCCCUUACUUGUUUGGUUAUUGUAUAUUUAUUUUUUUGUACUUUUGGGCACUUGAGAUUUCAACAUCGUUCUUCUAUGCCCAAUUUCUUACCGAAUACCUUUUAGGAGUAUAUUGCAGAGGUGACUUUUUAGAGCAUUCUGAAACAUGGUGGAAUAAUGGGGUGCAACAUUGCAACAAAAGUAUUAAUCAUUUUAAUCUAUUUAUAGGUGUGACAGCUUGUACUACUAGUCCUAGCACAAAAUACCUUUAGCAGUCAUGCUGUAAUUUAAGUGAUGCUUAGCCAAACUGGGUGAGGAGGGUAGGUAGGGUAUUUUUAUUGGGGAGGAGUGACUAGGGGCUUUGGGACCCCUAGUCACUUGAUUAUUUGUGGUCCCCACCUGCCGCCUAUGGGUGGGGACCUGGGGGGACAUUAGGUCCCCACUUUAUUCAUUUAAUUAAUUAGGGUCCCCACCCACCGCUCAUCGGUGGGAGUCUGGGGGGGACAUUAAGUUCCCCCCAUUAUUUAUUUAAUUAGGGUGCCCACCCGCCGCUCAUGGGUGGGACCAGGGGGUCAUUAGGUUCCCCCCUUUAAUUAGGGUCCCUCCAGCUGCUCAUUGGUGGGGAGUGGGGGGGGCUUUUUUUGCUCACUAGUAGACAUGCAAGAUUUUAAUCUCACUUAUGCUAAUAUGGGGGUCAUAUUGACCCUCAUAAAAUGACAUGGGGUGAGUUAGGAAGUGGCGGGCAGCACUGCUCCCUGCUGCUUUUAUUUUCACAUCUUACAAGGAGGGAGCCGCGAGUCGGUAGCUCCCUCCUUGUAAUAAACUAAACGAACUGAAACAAAAAGGUAAUGUAGUCAGCAUUUGCCCUUUUGUUUUGUAUAUAUUUUGUAUGUAGGACUUUUGUUUAUGUUAUAGGAAAUGAAUAUGAAAAAGUCAAACAAUUGGGACAAAAUCGUAUUCAUCCUAAAACGAUUGAACAUGUCUACUAAACACAGUCCUGGCCAAUCCACAUAUAAUCAUAGAGAAAGACUAAAUCAAUGCAUCUCUUUGAGGAAAGUUUAGUGUCUCCAUUCAUAGGAUGGAGACACUGGAUGGCACACACUGUGCAGCACUGCCCCAGAAAGCACCUCUAGCAGCCAUCUGAGGAGUGGCAAGUGGAGGUAUCCCUAGGUUGUAAUGUAAAAAUAGCAUUUUGUCUGAAAUAACUGUGUUUAGUGAAAAUACAAUAAGCUGUAGUUGUUCUGGUAACUAUAGUGCCCCUUCAGUCUAUAUCUUAAAAUAAUUCAGAAUUCUUAUUACUGACAGAGUGUAGAGGCAUUAUCUAGAACGUGUUUUAAGUAAGAAAACAAAGCAUAAAAACCUCUCAUAUCUAAAGCUCACUUACACGUCUUAUACAUACCCUAUAGGUGCAAAGGUAAAAAAAAUUACCAAACAGAGUAAAAAUUGCAACAUUAUUUUAGACGCUCCAACAUUCAUGAUAUAGUACCAGGUGUCACCACAGAACUGUCCUUGGACAGCACAAUACAAGCACAUAAUUAGAUGCUCUUGUGCUGUGCGCGGGCGCCGUGACCCUGCGUGGUGCACAUUACCAGCACUUUCUACAAAGUCCCUUUGGCUGGAGGCAGCCAGACAGGCCUCUUCAGUGGCUGGGACUGCCCAUUAUGGGCGUCACCAGUCGCGCGAGUCACUUGUUGCCAGUGCGGAACCGGUUAAUUAUGAUGCAUUCCUAGCUGUAUUCCUUUUGGUUUAUUUAAGCAUUUCCCUGAGUAACAGGCAAUGCUUUCUGUGCAUGAAGUUGAAAUAUUCUUAAUGAUUGGGAUUGAGGCAGUGCUGAGAAUUCAGCCUGGAAUUGACACAAAGACUGACAUUUCCUUAGCUUGUUUGUCCAAUCAUGUAUAUCACUCUGGGGAGAUUUGUUUUCUGCUAAGUAGCGGAUGAAAUUAAUUAAUAUCUCGGGUGGUGUUAGACGUCACCGAAAAUGUCAGAUGUUACUAAGCAGAAAAAAGCAACCUAUCUUUGCACCUUCCUGUUCUUAAUUAAUAUGAACAGCUGGUAAUAUGGAACCAUUGCUUGGAUGUCAGACUUGAAUCAACAGAGCAUAGAAACCUGUCAAUAUGUUGCUAAAUAACUUUUUAACAAGUUUGAAGUUUUAUGAUCAUUUUAUGUGGAUUCCAGACAAUCUGUAUAAACUCAUUUUAUUGUUGAGAAUUCAAAGUCAAUUUCAAAUAUUCAAAUUGAAAGAGGGUUUCAGCAGUUUAACUGUUGUGAACGAAAAUUUUUAACUAAUGUUUAACAUUGAGUUCAUUAUGAAUUCCUGACAAAUCAUACUUUAGCGAAAAAUCCUGUGUAUACUAAAUUGACUCUUUUUCUUUUGGGUGUACUUGAGCAAAAACAGAUGCCUUCCAGUGAAUUUCAGACAAACAUACAUAGAGACAAUCCAAAUAAACUUUUAGAAGCAAGGGGGGAAGUGGGCUCUUAAAUAAUCACCCUCAUUUUGACUGUGAGAUUUAAAACCUUUCACUUCCCAUGGAUAUUUGAUACCAAGGUCAUUUUGCACUGGCAGCUAAACAUUCAGAGAUAAAUUCAAAAUUCUAAGAUGAAACUUUUGGGCAUUUGGAGGUUGUAAAAAGAACUUGGUUAUAAUCAUUUAAAAAACACUCAAUAAUGAUGAGUGCGUCAGUGUCAUGUUGGCGAAAUAAUGUGACUAAAGGGACCAUCCAAACGGUUUGGUCAUAUGGCCAUCAUGCUAUCUAAGGGUUGAAGACUGCUGAGAUGUUAAAGGGUUACUCCAAGCAUUAUAACCACCACAAGCUGUAAACCUGGUCCUGCUGGGAGCCAGGUCUCCUCUAUGGCUGGCUGCAGAGUUUCUGCAGAGCUGAAUGCCAAUCCUGCCAGCCAUUUAUUGGCUGAGUCCGUCAGCAAACCACUCUCAGCCAAUGAUAGAAACUUGCACACAAUUGACAUUAGUCAGCCUGGAGCUCUUGUUCCAGGCUGGCUGAUGAUGCCCCGAUGAAGCUGUUGAAGGUGGAGUUUCAUCUUCUGGAGCAGAGGGGUUUCUCUCAGAAUGUGCAACAUUUCAUUGUGAAACACUGCACAUGCAGACUCCAGGUACCAAGAUGCAAAAAAAGGAGGUGGUUAUAACGUUUAGAGUAACCUAGUAAGCUGUAUUAAUGUCAAAUCAUUUCAUUCAUCUUGCAUAUAGUUAGUUAUUCCAUUCUUGGCUAUGGUGGUCUCAGUGCAAUGUUUUGGAUGAAAACAUGAUUGGAGAUUGACAAUAAGCUUCGUAUUCUUAGAGUGUUUGUGGAGCCUAUGACGAGAAGCUUCCUUGUAAUGUUUGGUGGCAAUUAUGUGUUUAUAGGCACCCACAAGAGGUUUUCCACGGGUAACAAAAUGCAGCCUAAUUAGGAUCUUGUUUUUAUUUUUUCAUCUAUAAUAUAAAUAUCUGCCUGUUCUAAUGUGUUAAUAAAAAUUGCUAGUUAUAAUUAAAGACAUGAACACUGACCUGAUAUGUGAAUAUACCAAAUUGUCACUGCAGCAUUGGUAUCUAAGUUUUCAUUUUUUAUGUUUGUAUUUAAAUAUAAUUUAUUGUCACCUUAUAGCCCAACACUAUAUACAUACAGUAUAUAACAUGAAAAUGUUUUUCCUUUUUUAAAUUCAUUUUAAAAUGUCUUGUCAUACAGAUAUGAACCACUUUCUAUAAUUUUAUAAUUAUCUAAAUUUUAAUGACUGUAAUGAGUCACUAGCAAUGUCUUCACAAUCAUAACACCUUUCUAAUGUGUUUUAAUAGCAAUUUAUUGUUCAGCAAAAAAAAGAGCCCAAAGGUCAUGCUAAAAAGUCAAACUUAAGUGGUCACAGUCAAACCGGAUGAUAUACACUGAACAAAAUUAUAAACGUCACACUUUUGUUUUUGCCUCCAUUUUUCAUGAGCUGAACUCUAAGACUUUUUCUAUGUGCACAAAAGGCCUAUUUCUCUCAAAUAUUGUUCACAAAUCUGUCUAAAUCUGUGUUAGUGAACAUUUCUCCUUUGCCGAGAUAAUCCAUCCACCUUUGUUGGAUUAUCGGUUGUGAGGCCGGUUGGAUGUACUGCCAAAUUCUCUGAAAUGCCUUUGUAGAUGGCUUAUGGUAGAGAAAUGAACAUUCAAUUCUCGACAUCUGUGGCAUUGUGCUGUGUGAUAAAACUGCACAUUUUAGAGUGGCAUUUUAUUGUUGCCAGCCUAAGGCACACCUGUGCAAUAAUCAUGCUGUCUAAUCAGCAUCUUGAUAUGCCACACCUGUGAGGUGGAUGGAUUAUCUCGGCAAAGGAGAAGUGCUCACUAACACAGAUUUAGACAGAUUUGUGAACAAUAUUUGAGAGAAAUAGGCAUUUUGUGUACAUAGAAAAAGUCUUAGAUCUUGGAGUUCAGUUUAUGAAAAAUGGGGGCAAAAACAAAAGUGUUGCAUUUAUAAUGUUGUUUCAGUGUAUAUUGACACAUUAAUAGAGUCAUGUUUCCCUUCUCAAAUACCACAGCAAAAAAAAAAGCUUAUUUCCCAGUUACCAGCAAGUGUGCAUCAAACAUGUCCUUGUGUAGGUAGGGUUUUUAAAUGCACAUGAUGGCAGAUUGAGGAUUGGAUGCCAAUAACAUUAAAUUAUUGGUUUACUUGCAGUGCCAUCAAUAAAGCCAUUUUGGAAUGAUAAUAUUGAAAAUAGUAAAGAGUACGAGCAGCGGUACCUAAUAGUCCGAAUAUAAAUAGUCCAAAUAUGCAGGUGGUAAUCCUAGUGGUACGUAAAAUGGUAUGUCAAAUUCCAGAUGUAUAUCCGCAACUUCGAAAUGGAUAUGUGGAAAAAACAGAAGACAGAGGAAACUCCAAUGGUAUAGUAUGAACGGUAAAUAAUAUUGUGUAUAUAAUAGUAGAACUACUCACAAUAUUCAGAGCUUAAAUCCAGCUCUGGUAUGAAUGGCACAAAGUGGAAUAAUCCCCACUCAAGGAUAUAUGGUGCUCCUCUUUUGUUCUUUGGUAGAAUAAAUUGGUGGAGUAGUCCAGCUCGGGACAAAAGGAUAAAAUAUAUAGUGCUCACUGUAUAGCUGAUAAAAUGUUGAAACAGAAUAAAAUAUACUCACGGUAUAUGGAGCAGACAUACUGCUCGGUGGAUGGCGUAUGGGUGGUAUAAUCCCCACCUUAGGAUUCUUGGUACUCCAAUAUGGAAAAAAAGGCGAUAGAAGUUAGGUCUGGAUAAAAUAAACUAAACUUGUAAAUAAUAAAAUAAUAUAAUACUAUAGUGGAAAGAGGAAUGUGGCAAACAAAUGUAUAAUAGCCAAAUAUUCCUUUAUUAACACUUAGAUUAUAUAAAAAAGUUUCUAUACGUGUUUCGCCACAAUAGGCUUCAUCAAGUAGAAACUUUUUUCUACUUGAUGAAGCCUUGAUGAGCCAUUUUACGUAACCACUAGGAUUAUCACCUGCAUAUUUAGACUAUUUAUAUUCGGACUAUUAGGUACCGCUGCUCAUACUCUUUACUAUUUUCAAUAUUAUUAUUCCACUUGUUUUAGGCGCACCCGUAUUCCUUCUUUUCUCUCCAUUGUACUCUAAGGGGUUCAGAGGGGAUUCCCCUUCUUUAUAGGUGUGCUGCCUUAUCGUUAUAUUCCCUGUUUUCCUAUCAGCGCUGAAUCUCCUUCCUGAUUCCGAAUACAGCCAUUUUGUUUAUUGUUGACUUUGCUAUAUAGCCAUAUCAAUUUCACUGAUCAUGUGUUUAUAAAACGACAAAAAGCCUGGUUUUUAAUUAAUAACGAUUUCUGUCUUCAGUGGCAUUACCUACAAAAAAAAAAAUGAUAAAACGUUUUACAAACACACAGCAUUAACCUACCAAGACUCUGGGCUGGGCUAGAAUCCCCCUGGAUUUCUGAUUGACAGCUAGUAAGGUGCAAAUAAGGACUUUUAUAAAAGUGCCAAUUUCUCUUAAAAUCAGCUCUUUUAUAACAUAACACAGAGUGGACCUUUGGUUAACCCACAUAGGACUUCAGUAAGCUGCAAUGCUUUGGGAGACUAGAGGUUCCUUUCAAGAAUUUUACAAUUCCUCUUUAAUAUUUUUAGGCAAGCUUUACAAAGUGCUAUGCAUUAUUUGGCACACAGUGAAGGGAUUUUCUUUAGCCUUGUGCCACUUUGUACAGCAUAAAGAUGUGUUUUAUUCUAGUAAUAAAUAAUUCAUGGAUGUGCAAAGUAACUGGACAGGAACACAUUAUACAGUUUGAAAUGGUGUGAAAACCUCUUUGGUUUACCAAGAUUAAACCAUCCCAGUUACAGUAAUUCUCACUAGCACAGAAUUGUCGGGACAAAAAUAAAGGAAGAACAUUUCUGCAGGGCAAGUAGAUCAUAUGAAAGAAUAAUCACUUGCUAUAAAAAUAUAGAUAAAAAAAUACACUUUUAGUUUCUCUUUAUGUUGUAUUAACCUUGUCUCUCUCUAAUCUAAAAAAACACAUUUCUAUUCACUGAAAGAUGUUUUCUUAUUUACGGACUAUUACUGCUCGAUUGGCCCUUAGGCUGAAUGAUCACACUGGGAACCAGUCACAGUGAUGACAUGAUGGCCUGGGGGCCCAUCCACAAAGCAGUAAUCUAUUAGGAUUAAGUUUAAUACAGGUUUGUGUUAGCUGAAGUUAGGGUUAGAUAGACCCACUAAUAUGCAUGGUAUUGGUAUGUCACAGCAGGAAUUAUUUGCAAAUAGGCUAGAGUUUGCAAAAAUGUUGGAAACCUGGUGUUAAUUUGUUGCCUUUACAAGAUUCCCAGCUUUUGUUAACUCCUUAAGAAUGUUCGUAGGUUCAAUGACGUCUUAAAAAUAGUGGGAUUUGAACCAUUAGGACAGCACGGAAUAUCCUUGCAUUUUGGUGUUAGCAGGGUUUAAUCACUUCUCACACUUGGGGCAGUGGUGUAUCCUGGUUUUGUGCGGCAUCACUGCGGUGCGCGUGAAAGUUCCGCCUCUGCAAGCCUGGGGGGCCCUGAGGUGGCCACCCGGCCAGCUCCUGGGCCCCCCAGGACAAGAAGCUGGCAAGGCAUUUGCCAGGGCUAUUGGGGGAUGGCAAAAAAAGCCGCCAAGCCGAAAGUGCCUCCAAGGCAGAUGCCUUGUUUGUCUCAAGGUAAACACACCCUGACUUGGGGAAACCCAGAUAUCAGUUGAUUAAUAAGGGCUUCCCUUUGCCAGCUGGGGCCAUAUUUAGUGGCUUUGAUGGAGCUCCUGUACCCUGACUGAUUGCUCCCGCCAAAAAUACCCUAUCGCUGGAAACCAAAUCGCAGAAUGAUUAUAGAAUUUCCCCAAACACCAGUGGAGACUUGGUGAAGGUGUAAACAACAACACUUUAUUGGGAGACAGGCACAUAAUUAUAGUGGCAUUCACAAUCUGCGGUCAUCAAAAGUGACAAUAGGUUCUCUCCCUGGUGCCCCAAAACAUAACUUACUCCAACAGUAUAUUGACAACUUAUCCCAGGACAGGGCUAAUUACCACGGACAGAAUGUGAAAAAAGCAUCCGUAUCGGAUGUACCCAGCCCCAGUAAUCAUUAAAUGAAGUUAAAACAGGCUGUGGCCAUUCUCUGAUACAGCGCAAAGUUCCAGGCUGCCGCCGGCUAAUGACCAGUCCACAGAAAAGAGUCCUCUGCACCUGAUUCCAUAGAAGAGGGCUCCCCUAGCUCUCCGUGUUCUUUGAUUGUUCUUCUUCUUCCCUCCCUCCCUCCAGUUAGUGUUCUUCUGUGAGACUGGUUAACUGAAACAAAAUUUUUUCCUAGUUUGUUGUAAAAUUGGAAAGCACUUCAAACUGUUUUUUGUUUUUGUUUGUUUCUUUGGUUUUUUUUUGCAUUCUUUUGGAUCAACAGCAAAUACAGAUGUGAGAGAGGCUAAACUUGAUGGAGAUCUCCCUCUCAUGCUGCAAUCACUCAUUACAGAGCUAGCUGGGAAAUCUCUCUGCUAAUUUCAAAUUGAUGUCAGUAGAGGAUAAUGUAAGUAUAUGGUUAGGGUUAGUGUUUGGUAUGGAUUAAUGCUGGGUUAGGGAUAGUGUAGGUUAGGGGUAAGGUUAGGUUAGGGUAGGUGUAUGGUUAAUGUUAGUGUAAGUAUACAGUUAGGGCUAGAAUUAGUAUUAGCUACUAAAAAUUAAUUUAGAUCUGAGACAUAUGAGGCAUUUAACAAUCAGGACUGAUAUGUGAAUCUAUUUUAAGUUAUUUUCUUUAGUUGCACUUGAUGUGUAAAAAUCAAAACAGUAAAAACAAUGUGUGGGGGUUCCCCAUUUUGUACGUUUUAUUCCAACGUAAUGUUGCGUUUGAUAUACAUAUAAAAUAUUAAAAGAAAGUCACUUCUGUCCUUUAAAUAAACAUUAUAUAAUAUGUAUGGGUGCACUUAAUGAUACAUUCUAGGUUUUCGAAGUUGGACAAUUGUCUCCGUCACGAAGGAGUUACUAGUAGACUUGUACACAAAUUCUGUUGAGCAGAUCUGCGGGCAUUUACCUGUGGAAUCUUAUUUAUUCAUUUAGUUAAAGCCCAAAUGUAUGAAUUUGUUUGGACAUAGAUUAAAAUUUGAAAAUAAUUUGUGCACAAGUCUAGCAACAACUUAUAGCAGCUUUUAAAAAAAAAAAAAAAAGACUGUGGACAAAUCUUUGUUGUCUGUUAUUUCUGUAUGGGCUAGAAUUGGCCAGAGUCUAGGAUUGGGUGGGAGGUUGUGUUUUUAUUGUCUGGGCAAAUCAUGACAAAGUUGAGCUUCCAAUAGGUUUCUGACAUCCUUGUUAAAUGUUUGACCAUAUAGUUACGUUUUAAAGCCUGAAAUCUUGUAUAACAGUUUUUUUUUUCUAAUGUCCCUUUUCUUGUUUUUCUGUAAUAGCUUUGGGCAAGGGAACAUGUCUUCUCGUCUACUCUACACAGUUACGUGUCCGAGAUGCAGCAGAAGAUUAUUGAAGGAGUUUUAAGCCGAUUAAGUGGUCUCACCGAUGAGUAAGCAUGACCUUUUUCAAAACACAAUGUUUAUAAAUCAGAAUUCAAUAAGUCAAGUCUUAAACUAUUUCAAAAAGAUAUACCAAAUAGCAAAGGGUACAGCAAGGAUGAAAUGUAAUAUGCCUUUUUGUAGCUAUUCACUCUGUCACUACUUCCCCUGAUGUCUUUACGGAUCCCACCGCAUGUCCUAUUUCUUAGAUGCGCUCCGGUAAAUGCAUUGUAAUGACUGUCUUAACCCACCCUUGUUCUACAAUAUCUUUCUCUUGAUACUCAAGGGAAUGCCUGCUAAUAUCACAAAUAAAUGUUGCAUCCAGGUCUACGAGGAACCACAUACAUUAUUUAUCCUACUUUCUUGGAAAGGGCUUUUGACCUCUGAACCACUUCACUAGCUGAGGCUUUUAUAAAUAUAAUGCAUUAUUUCAUUUCAGAACAGGCUCAAGUUAACUGGUUGUACUGUGUCCUGUAUUUUACAUCCAUAUACCUGGAUCAAUGUGUAGUAUACAGCUUUUAUCCUUAAUUUGUUUAUAAUCCUCGUAGCAUCCGCUUGUUAAUGAGUGUUAAGUAAGACGUAAUUCAGACGUUCUCGGAGAAAGAGAGGGCUUUGCAGCAACCAUAGUAACCAUCUUGUUCAUGAUAAGAAAAAACAUCCCUAUCAAGGUCUGGCUUCAGACUAAUUCAUUAAUGUGAUUAAGAUACAUUGCCCUCUGAGGAAUCUUUUGAUAAGGAGAAAUAUGCAAUUGAGUUAUCUGCCUGUUACAGAUAUGCCAAAAGAAAAUAUACAUAAGAAUGCGUUAGAGGAAUCUUACGUCUUCUGAUUAACUACAAUCUACAUUUAGAACCACUUUCUGCAUAAAUCAUUAUAGGUCGUACGGCAGCAAUGUUUAACCUUGGCACAGCAGAUUUUUGUGCACUGAAUUUUCCAUUAUGCACAGCCAGACUCAGAACUAUGCCUCUAGUUUGGCUGAGCACCAUGGCACAUGUAGUGUAAUGCAAGAUUGGCCAUCAGUGGCGUGGCAAUAUGAUAUACGGAUAAUAAACAGACAAACAUUGCUUGAUAUGCUUUGUUACUGAGCAGAGUCUGCAAAGAAUUUUUUUUUUUGGGGGGGUUGUUUUGGGUUGUCUUCAAGCCAUUAAACAAAAAAGCAUUGGUUAGAUGUUUAACAAGACUAUUUAAGUGCACAGAACCAUUCAGAGAUGGAAAGUAGCAACCUCAUAUUUACUGAAAAACCCAAGAGAAAAAUGAACAAGCACCUAUAUUAGUAUCUUUUGUUUAUCAUGUGCCAACCUUUUUUACAGUGUUGUUACAAGAUGGGUGCCAUGGGCACAAGGACCUGAGGACAAAACAUGGCAAUAUUUUUUAUUAACAAUUUAUUUUUGUUUUUGUUUGUUUUUACAUGGCUAAAGCCCUCUAUUUACAAUUGAAAUUACUGUCUGAGAAUUAGACACUGAAUAUAAAGAGUUUACUUGAAAUAGACGUUUACAAAACUUAUUCCCAACUUAUUCCUACUUUUGGGGACACCGGGGAACUAUCUUCAAAAAACAUAGUAUGGACGUGCCUGCAUCAUACUCAGAGCACUGGGACUCUGCAGAGAUCACUGAUAUUGUGUCCUUGCCUAGUCUGCCCUUGGUGGGCUGGUGUGCUUGAUUGAAAAGAAGCCUGAGAUUAAUUCAUGAAAGGCUGAUCUCACAAUCAUGCAAUUAAGCAUUUUUCUAUGUGACCCACCCCUUUUGGGUGGAACCAGGUUAGCUCCCUUUUACCAUGCCUAUGGCAUUCCGUGAAGCGUUGGUUGUUAUGCAUUACGGCUGUCUAAUUAUCUUAACCUCUUAGGUAGCAAAAAUUCCAUUAUAAAAUAUAUGAAAACAUAUUUCAUGUUGGCAUAGUACUGUGCGGACAUGGAUUGCUCAAAAAAAUACUGAAUGACUUAAAAACAUGACCUACAAGAAACACCGUAGCUCCCAUGCAGUUUUUCAGCAGUUUGUGAACUAUUGUUAUAUAAUUUUAUAAAUAAAAUAAAUUGAACUUAAAAUAAGUGAUCUGGUUGACAUACUAUCUAUGUACCUUUUUCAGGUCCAACAAAAAUGCACUUCAGAGACACAAUUUUUUAAUAAAAUGUGUGCUCCGACCAUUAAGCCUUCGGAAUAUCGCCAUGGCUACCCUGACACAGAUGAGAAUGUCAUGGAAGAUAAGCCUCCUAUAUGAAUUAAAGGAAAAAAACAUCCUAGAAAAGUCCAUCUGGCCAUGCCAGGAUGAAGAACAAUGGCAAAUUCAAAAUAACAUGGUAAGCCAGGUUAUUUUAUGUCUUUUUUUUUUUUUUUCAUUCUUUCUGGCAAGGCUUGCUGAAUAUUCAGAUAUGUAAAGUAUCCAUUAACAUUAACCUGUCAUGAGGGAUAUAACAUGAUAUAAUAAUAACUACAAUGGAAAUUCAGUUAUAUCAGAUAUAGUGGUUAUAAGCCAUAUAUAUCAGAUAUUUUGGAGAAUUUGACCAAAUAAUGUUGUUGUUUUUUAAGCUACGUGUCUUAGGUCCUUCAUGACACAUAUAUUGACGAUGUAGAACUUCCCUAUUCAACCGUGUGUGCAAGCCUGCAGAAUGUUCAGGAGGCUGACAUACAUGGUGUGGUCAAGAGGUUCAAAUACACUAACCACUGAAGCUAAGAAGCUAAGUUUUAUAAACUGAUGUUUGAGGGCAGGCAGUGGAGUUUGGGUAUCAGCUGAAAAGAAAACAAAGCAAGCCAUUUAAAGGUAAACCUGUUUAGUCAUCUAGCUUCUUAACAUAAUAACCACAAUAAGUGGCAUUGCUAGAGGUGGGGUGUAGGGGCUUGAGUCCCUGUAAUGGACUGGUAAUGUCCCAGAUAUCUUUAAAUCAAUGAUCUUGGGUAUAACCUGCCAACUGUCCUAUUUGUGUAAUUUAAUUAUUAUUUUUUCACCUAUAAAUUCUGGUCUUGCUAGGAAUAGCUAUAGAUGGUCAUAUUGGCUUGAUACCUGAGAGCUGGGUAAAUGUUCAGACAUGGGUGGUGUGAUAUUGAAAGAUACUUAAUGAAAAAUAAAUGAAUGCCAUAUGGUUAGUGAGUGUCAAAAGUAGACGUUUGACUUUUGUUGUUGGUUGGUGAAGCAUUUGCAUGUGUUAAUCUGCAUGUAGAAUGCAGUGUUUUGGUGUGAAGUGUGCAUACGUGUAACUGUGUGUCUACACAUGGUUUUACUUGUGAUGUGUUCUUUAAUAUGCGUUAUAUAUUGUAGAGCUCAAAACUCCAAGUUCACAGCGUGGGUGUAGGCAGAGGUUGUAGUUUGAGGUGAAUAAAGACCUUGUAUGUAGAUGGGCCAAGUGCAGACUUGGGAGAUUCUAUUUUUUAUUAUUUGAAUUUAAGACCCAGAUAUUUUUUGAACAUAGCAACAUCCCUUACUAUAGCUUAUAGAGAUUGUGUUGUAUGCAAUGUCUAUUUACAAUAAGUACAAUUACAAUGUUUAUACCUGGACAUCCAGCAAUACAUUAGUUGCUCCAUAAUAUAUUUAUUGCAUAUAGCGUGACUAAAGAAAGAACAAGCUUGUAUACAUCAAUAUCUCACUCGCCUAGCUAAAAUAGUAGCUACCAGAGAUGGUGUUAUACCUCCAGCAGAAAAAAGGCAGUGUAUCAAAGUGAAACAUUGUACAUGCAGACUCCAGGCACCAUGACCACUUCUAAUCACUGAAGUGGAUAUGGUGCUUUAAAAGGACACUAUAGGCACCCAGACCACUUCAACUCAUUGAAGUGGUCUGGGUGCAUUGUCCCAGUACUUUUUUUUUUUGACAAUCUUUAUUUUUCGUUUUCGUAUAAGUAUACAACAUUGCUGACACGGGUUCGUUAAAAUUAACAUUUUCACGUGAACUUUAUAAUAAGUUGAACAGUGUGUAACUGGUACGUUGUAUCAGCUGUGAACCGCGUGUCUUGCUAGUUAACUGAAUUCAGGUCAAGUGUUAUGUUCACCACUUUUGUGAUUACAGUAGAGUGGGUUAGUUCAGUGCGUGUAUAGUGGUCUAGGGGGCUGAGGUUCGUGUCAUGGCUUUAGCAGUUUAUCCCUAUGGUUGCCCGCGUCAGUUGUACGGGUCGUGCAAGCUGUGCGCUUUUGUCAUAGCUAAUGUAGGCUCAGUGUAACGCCGUGUUUGGGCAUACUGUCUAGAUAUCUGUCUAGUGGGCUGAACGCUUUGGUUCUACCAAUGCGGGGGGGCUAUUGUCCCAGUACUUUUAACCCUGCAAAGGUAAUUAUUGCAGUUUUUGAUAAACUGCAAUAAUUGCCUUGGAGGAUUAACUCCACCUGUAGUGGCUGUUUUUUGGUCGCUCUGCAUGAGAACAUCCAGCAUUACAAUUCUUUCCUAUGGGGGAAAUCCUAAUGCAAGCGCGGCGAUCGCUUCGGAUGAGCAUUAGGUGAUGUUGGCGAAAGAGGAGGCAAAGGCGGAGCCUGAACCAAUGUAAAGGGUCCUCUACGCUGGAGUCAGGUAAGUGACCCCUUAACCCCUUCAGGGGAAGGGUGAGAGGGCAGGGGUACUACAAGGAUCUAUACAAAAAAUGGUUUUCCAAGUACUAUAGUUUUCCUUUAAGUAUGAAUGUACAACUAGUAUCUAAUUCUAUUAUUUAUUGUUUACAAAUCAGAGCUUUAUAGUGUCCAUGCCUUUUGUGCCUCCUUGCCAGCCUUUCUCUAUAAGCCCUCUAUUAUUGUCACUUAUCAAAACAAUGUGGCCCUUUGCAUAAGUAUCUUCUACCAUGUACUGAAUGCCCAUACAGGAAACCCGCAUUUUGGAAGAAGAGAGAAAGCUGGAGAAGGAAAUGAUGGAAGCACGCAUAGAUUUCCAGCAGCAGCUGCUGGCCGACCUGAUGGAAGUUAACCUGAUCAUCAGACAGCACAUGGAGCGAACUAUUGGGCAGGCUCUAAUACAGUGCGCACAGCAGGAGGCCGCUAAGAGCAUGGCGGACAGCAACGCUGAGUUUAAGGUAUUCAUUCCUCUCUUAUAUUAUUGUCUAUAAUGGAGAAAAGUUAACCAACCUUUUAUGCGCUGGAAACCUCUGUUAACCAGAAUGCAUACACAGACAGAGAGACAGACAGAAAGAUUAUGUAUUUCAUUUUUAAAUUCUAGAUUCUUGAUGCUGAAAUUAUCCUUGAACUUAAACCGAUGGGUUAUCUUGCAUGCACGGUGCUGUUCAUGACUUGUCAUAGCGAAUCAUUGAAUUUGAGAAUUCUCUGCGACAAGAUUUUGAUUGGCGGACCCAUUGUCCCCAAUACUCCUCACAGAGGAGCAUUGGAUUGAACCAUCAACAUUGAAUUGGACCAUUAACCUUGAGGCAACUGUGAUGAUGCUUGGAGGAGUAAAAGAUAAAUAAACUCAUUUUUUUCAAAUAUUUUACAGAACAAAAAAGGGGGAGGGGGCCUAAAUCUAACUAGGGACAGAGAGACUGUUGCAUUAGUAAUACAGAUUUGUAUUCCUAGUGCUGUAGUGUCCCUUUAAUGGCUAAAUCAGGGCUGCAGGGUGUCACAUAAUAUGAAUUUUUUUUGGCCAUCUUCAUAAAAUGUAAAUUUUGAUGGAAACGCAAAUUCAGAUUGGGGGUAAAUGUGAUCAUUAUCUUUUCAGGGAGGUUAAUAAGGGCCCUGGGAUAAACACACUCUCUAAGUUACUAAGGAAAGGACUCCAAGGGGAAACUGAGUGAUCAAACUGACUGAUUCGGAGACUGAUCAAUGCUGCACCUUGAGGUCUUAUGACGCAGGAUACUCCAUUAUUUAUCCAUUCGAAAAAUUAUGCUAAAUGUAGUGAAUGUCUUCCACUGACCCUUUUCUGGCAAUAGUAACAACUAUCACAUCAACAUUGCAGGUAUAAAAAGGCAAGGACCACUGCACCCAGACCACUUCAUUGAGAUUAAGUGGUCUGGGUGACUAUAUUGUCCCUUUAAUUGUGGUUAGACUUUUUUUGAAAAAAUCUAUUUCGUUUUUCCGGUCUUAUUUCCAACUUUCAUUUCUGUUCUCUUAAAAUAAAACCAAAUAAAACGUGCAAAAAUGACCCAACGUGAAAUGACCAUAGCAUUACACGUGACUCCUUUAAAUAGAACAGUUUAUUUAUCUCGCACCAUGAAUUCAAACAAAAUAGCUCCUUGUGAAAAGAUUAUCCCGACAACAGGAGAGUUGGUUAUAGAAGUCGUCUACUUUCAUGUAAACACCUUCCUGCUUGCUCCAGAUGCCAAAGACCUGCCAUAUUCUAUUUUAGGCUCCCAAAUCACUGUAGGUGGCGCGAUAAAUAAUUGAACACCGUCCAGAUGGUGUUUUUGUACUUGGACGAAAUGAAAUCAGUUCUGUUUUCAUAGGAUGAAUUUAAAGUGAAUUUUUCUGCUUAACCUCUCGGGUUCCCUGUUAAAUGUAAUCUUCAUUUCUAAUAUUACAUUUUCUGUCUUUAUAAAUUCCAGGAACGUUUGGUUGAGGCAGCUGUUGAAAGCGUGUAUGUGACUAGCAGCGGGGUCAGUAAAUUAGUGCAAAACUACAAUCAAAAUCUACAACGGAUCUUACAGGAUCAUGAAGAGGCAAAGUUAAAGCAAAUGAAAACGGCACAUGGUAAUUUAUAGACUAUAUAAGUUCAUUGUUAUAGAGCAUUACCGUUUCAGUUAUAGUGUGUGCUUAUUAAAUAUGCAAUAAAAUGGGUGUUUUAAUCCAGCAGAUUAAAGAGAUAUAAUUUAUUUUGUAAUAAUUUACAAAAUAUUUAGUUUUCUUCAAGGAUCACUAUAGGGUCAGGAAAACAAACAUGUAUUCCUGACCCUAUAGUGAAAACCCACCAUUUAGGUGGCUUGCGCCCCCCCCUCCUCCCCUUUAGAUCCCCUAUAAAAGUUUAAAACUCACCUGUGCUGGCUCCGCCCCUUUGUGACAUCAUCAAAAUGGCCGAUCUUUAGCCAAUCCGAUGCUUUCCCAUAGGGCAGAUGCCGUUUUGACCAAUCAGGAGCUCCUCAAAGUGAUAUAUUGAAACAAUGCAUCUCUAUGAGGAAAAUUCAGUGUCUCCAUGCAGAGCACAAAAGAAAAUAGCAUUUAAAAGCAACUUCCCUGGCUGUGACCCAGACUGCAUAAAAAAUUUCAUUUAAUUUUCAAUCAGUACAGCGUGUUUACAUUAGAAGUAUGUAUCUCCUGCUCUGUUAAUUGAACUUUAAUCACACAUAGGGGGCUCAUGCAGGGUUUAGCAGGCUACCAACAGAGCAGGAGACAAUAAAUUCUAAAUUAAACAGACUGUGCAAUAAAGGAAGUCUAAAGGGUCUCUUUUUAAAUGGAGUGUGUAGGUCACAUGCAGGGAGGUGUGGCUAGGGAUGUAUAAACAGAGUGAUAUAGCUCAUAGAUGUUAGAGAAUUGAGCAGUGAGGCUGCAGGGUAUGAUCUAUACACCAAAUCUGCUUCAUUCAGUUACAGUUGUUUUAGUGCUUACAGUGUCUCUGUAACAAAUGUAAGUUUAUUUCACAUAAACUUUUCUUGCUCCUUGACAAGACUUUUUAGCUCAGACACGUUUACAUUCAAAAUAAAUGCAACAUGCUUUUUUAAAAAUUUUUUUCCAGAAAACACAGAGAUUACAAUGCGUAAAAGUAAGCAAGUACUACCUGCUUCCACACAAAAUGAGAACAUUUUGGGACAAGCAAAUUCAGAUCUUCAUAAGAGGUUUGAUUAUUAUUCCUUAUUAAAGUAUAUAGGAUUUUACCACCUGUGUCUCAGCCUGAUGCUAUACUUCAAGGGAUCAUAGAUCAUGUGAGAGAGAGCUAAUAAUCUCUUGUUCUGGGAAGCAUAGAGAUAAGCCAUCUGUAAACAAGGCUAGAAUACAUUGGCUCCCCUGGCGUUCUUCAAAACUUUGCUCUGGAAAUUAACUUCAAGCUCUUCACGACUCUCCUACCUACCUUCAUGAAUGUUAUAUAGCAGCUACCAGGAUGGAGAUUUGAUAUUUACCUCUGUAUCACUUUUAAUUUUGCUCUCACAAAACUAUGUCCAUCUUCUUACAUUUAUUUCACAAGCCAAAUUAUCUUUCUUUAUUUAACUGUUCUCAAGGACUGAUUGAUUUUUGAAUAUAACUAGUUACAAACACAGUCACAGAGAGACAUACAGGCAGAGACAUACUCACAUACAGACACAUACAUACAUACAUACAUACAUACACACAGAGACAUACAUACAUACACACAGAGACAUACAGGCAUACAGAGACAUACAGGCAUACACACAGAGACAUACAGGCAUACAGAGACAUGCAGGUGUACAGAGGCAUACAGUCAUACAGACACAUGCAUGCAUACAGAAACAUACAUACAGAGCUUUACAGGCAUACAGAGACAUACAGGCAUACAGACACAUACAUACAUAUAUACAUACAGAGACAUACAGGCAUACAGACACAUACAUGCAUACAGAGACAUACAUACAGACCCAUACAUACAGAGAUAUACAGACACGUACAUACAUACAGAGAAAUACAGGCAUACAGACCCAUAAAUACAUACAGAAACUUACAUACAUACAUACAUACAUACAUACAUAAAUACAGAGACAUACAGGCAUACAGAGACAUUCCGGCAUACAGAGCCAUACAUUUGUAUAGAGACAUACAUACAUGCACACAGAGACAUACAUACAUGCAAACAGAUACAUACAGGCAUACAGCUACAUACAGGCAUACAGAAACAUGCAGGUAUAUACAGAGGCACACAGUCAUACAGACACAUACAUACAUUAUUAUUAUUAUUAUUAUCAUUUAUAUAGCGCCAACAGAUUCCAUAGCGCUUUACAAUAUUUUGAGAGGGGGGAUGUAACAAUAAAUAGGACUAUUACAAGAAAACUUACAGGAACAAUAGGUUGAAGAGGAUCCUGCUCAAACGAGCUUACAGACUAUAGGAGGUGGGGUAUUAGAAACAUUAGGACAAGAAAUAUCAAGUAGGGGUGAAGCAGAGCUGGAGGAGAGAGCAAAGCACUGUCCCAUAGGAGAGAGCAGGAGACAGGUAUGUAAGGUAGAGAUUACUCUGGGAGGCCAUAAGCUUUCCUGAAGAGAUGGGUUUUAAGGCCCUUCUUAAAUGAUUGAAGACUAGGGGAGAGUCUGAUGGCAGUAGGCAAGCUAUUCCAUAGGAGAGGAGCCACCCGCGAGAGGUCCUGCAAGCGCGAGUUGGCCGUACGGGUGCGAGCAGCGGUCAGGAGGUGGUCACGGGCAGAGCGGAGGGUACGAGGAGGGGCAUAUCUAUGGAUUAGUGAAGAGAUAUAAGUGGGGCUAGAAUUGUUCAGUGCUUUAAAUGUGUGGGUUAGCACUUUGAAUUGACUCCUAUAGCAUACAGGGAGCCAAUGUAAGGACUGGCAGAGGGGUGAGGUGUGAGAGGACCGACUAGAGAGGAAGAUCAGUCUAGCUGCAGCAUUCAUGACAGACUGUAGCGGGGCAAUACGGCUUUUGGGGAGACCAAUCAGGAGAGGGUUACAGUAAUCCAUGCGGGAAAUUACUAGAGCAUGGACAAGCUCCUUGGUAGCAUCUUGCGUAAGAAAGGGGCGAAUGCGGGCUAUGUUUUUGAGUUGGAACCUACAGGACUUGGCAACAAACUGGAUGUGAGGCUCAAAGGUGAGACCAGAGUCAAUUAUGACGCCAAGACAGCGCGCUUGCAGGGAUGGACUUAUGUGGAUAUCACUGAGUUGAAGGGAGAGCGAGAGAGGAGGAUCAGUAUUAGGAGGAGGAAAGACAAGGAGUUCAGUUUUAGAGAGGUUAAGUUUCAGAAAGCGUGAGGACAUCCAGUCAGAGAUGGAAGAAAGGCAAGCAGUGACACGUUGCAGGACGGCAGGGGAGAGGUCCGUGGAGGAGAGGUAUAUCUGAGUGUCAUCAGCAUACAGGUGGUAGCUGAAUCCAAAAGAGGCAAUAAGUUUACCUAGAGAGGCAGUAUAAAGAGAAAAUAGGAGGGGACCAAGGACAGACCCUUGGGGAACUCCAACCGAGACAGGACGAGGGGAGGAGGUAUCCUUGGAAAAGGAGACACUGAAUGAGCAUUGGGAGAGAUAGGAGGAAAACCAAGAGAGGACAGAGUCACAGAGACCGAGCGAUUGAAGAGUUUGAAGGAGGAGAGCAUGAUCAACGGUGUCAAAGGCAGCAGAGAGGUCAAGGAGAAUUAAUAUGGAGUAGUGACCUUUGGAUUUAGUGGAGAUUAGGUCAUUAGUCACUUUGAUAAGAGCAGUCUCAGUAGAGUGGAGAGGGCGGAAGCCAGACUGAAGAGGGUCAAGGAGAGAGUUGGAAUUAAGGAAGCGAGACACACGGGUAAAGACAAGUCUUUCCAAAAGCUUUGAUGAGAAAGGGAGCAGGGAUAUGGGACGAUAGUUAGAAGGGGAGGAUGGGUCAAGAGAUGUUUUUUUCAGGAUAGGUAUUACAGUGGCAUGUUUAAGGUCAGCAGGAACAGUGCCAGAAGAGAGAGAGCAGUUAAAGAUGUGUGUUAGGGUAGGCACAAGACAAGGGGAGAGAGAUCUGAUGAGGUGAGAUGGGACAGGAUCGAGCGGGCAAGUGGUGGGGCGAGAGGAAUGGAGAAGCGCAGCCACCUCUUGUUCAGUAGCCGGGUAGAAAGUCUGGAGGGUAGGGAAAGCAAGAUUUACAUGUGGUUGAGAAAGAGAACGGCAAGGAGGGGAGAUUUGUUUCCUUAGCUGUUCAGUCUUGUCGGUAAAGUAGCAUGCAAAGCUAUCAGCUGUAAGGUUAGUUUGGGGGGUGGCCACAGCAGGGCGGAGAAGGGAAUUAAAGGUGUCAAAGAGACGUCUGGGAUUGCGGGAGCAAGAACUAAUGAGAGAGGAAAAGUAUGACUGUUUGGCGAGGGCGAGGGCUGUGCUGUAUGAAAGCAACAUGAAUCUAUAAUGGAGAAAGUCUGCCUGGGUGCGGGACUUCCUCCAGGAGCGUUCAGCACAACGGGAGCAACUCUGCAGAUAGCGUGUUGAUUUAUUAUGCCAAGGUUGGGGACGUGUCCUCCUCGAGGUGCAUGUUUUGAGAGGGGCUGCAGCAUUCAAGGCAGAUGUGAGGGUAGUGUUGUAUGUGGAGACGGCCAGUGAGGGACAGGAGAGGGAAGGGAUGGAUAGCAGUUGUGAAUCAAUGUCAGCUGACAGCUGCUGGAGGUCAAUAGAGUUAAGGUUCCUCCUGAGCUGAGGGGGGUUAGGCUGAGAUUGUUGGGUGAGGGGGUAAUUGAGAGAAAACGAUAAGAGGUGGUGAUCAGAGAGAGGAAAUGGAGUGUUGCAGAUAUUAGAUAUUGUACAUGAAUAAGAGAAAAUAAGGUCGAGGGUAUUGCCAGCUACAUGAGUGGGAGAAUUAGCCCACUGCAAAAGUCCAAGGGAGGAAGUGAUUGAAAGAAGUUUAGAGGCUGCUGGGGUUAAAGGUGGGUUAAUGGGAAUAUUGAAGUCUCCAAGAAUUAGGGAUGGGAUGUUGGAAGAGAGGAAGUAGGGUAGCCAGGCAGCAAAGUGGUCAAGGAAGAGGAGAGGGGAACCAGGGGGACGAUAGAUUACGGCAAUGUUAGCAGAGAAGGGUUUGAAAAGGCAAAUUGAAUGAAUUUCAAAUGAUGGGAAAGAGAGGGAAGGGGGGGUGGACAGGGUUUUAAAGGAGCAGUGGGGUGAGAGAAGAAAACCUACACCGCCACCUUUAGUCUCUGUUUGUCUUGGAUUGUGGGUAAAGUGAAGACCACCAAAGGACAGUGAGGCAGGUGUAGCAGUAUCAGAGGGAGAGAGCCAUGUUUCUGUUAGUGCAAGUAGGUUUAGGGAGUGUGAGAUAAAUAGGUCAUGGAUGGAAGUAGAUUUAAAGGUGCUGCACACAGAGCGUGCAUUCCAGAGGGCAGCUUUAAAAGAGGAAUUAUAGUGAGAAUUACAUGGAAUGGGUAUUAGGUUGUUGUGGUUUCUGGUGUUUGUACCAGGUGGCUGAGUAGUGGAGGGACCAGGGUUUGGAGAGACAUCACCUGCUGCUAGGAGUAGUAGGAUGGAAAGGAAGAGAAGGUGGGAGUAAGAUUUAAAUGUUGAGGAUGAGAGCUUGUAUUUAGAGUAUUUAGGAGGGGUUUGUGGAGAAAGGCUGGAUAAAUAUGAAUAAAGUGCGUGUGAUGAAUACAGAGAUGAGGGGAGCAGAGAGGGAGCAAUGAAGAUGGUGUUAGCAGGAACAGGUAAGUAAAAUGACAGAGAGAUUUUAAUGAUGAGGGAAGUGAGAGAGAAAGUGAAAAAUAGAAGUGAGAACAUUAGUAGGAGAGUAGGUGCUGUAUUUUUAAGAGCUGUGGUUAGGAGGGUUAAGGGUUAAAGAGGUAUUGUGUGAGUAUAGCUAUUUUGGGUGUGGAGGGCUUGGUGGACAGAGGCUAACAUAAUUGGUUUAACAGGUAAGGUAGGUAAUUCGAGCUAUCUAUAAAUGUAAUGAUAACCAUGGGGUGGGUGGGAAGCGAUCAUCCAGUAAAUGCUACCUCUGCUUAUGGCAAGUCCUGCAGGGUUGUGUGCUGGGAGUCCUGGGUGUAGCUGAUUCAAUAUUGUAUGGGGCCCAGGCUAUAAAGGAGAGAAUCUGGGGUUAGAUAAAGCAGAUUGUAGGUGGAGAAUCAUUGGGGUGUUAAAAACAAAAAUCAAGGAAAGAACAGAUACAGGCAUACAGAAACAUAUAUACAGAGACAUACAUACAGAGAUAUAUAGGCAUAUAGAAACGUACAUACAUACAGAGACAUACAUGUGUAUAGAAACAUACAUACAGAGACAUACAUACAUACAUACAUACACAGACAGUCACAAUUACAUACUUACAUCUGUUCAAUCUGGUCCAUGGGGUGCAUGCUGUCUGGCUCUGUGGAGUCCCGUCUUGCAGCCCAGCCCCAUCACUGGCAGACACCAGUGUAGGAGGCUCCUCGGGCGACAGUAAGCUGUGCGGGCGGUAAGAGGCUGAGCUCCGCUGAGGGUACAAGGCACUUGCGCUCGGCCACGCUUCAAGAAGUAACUGGCUGGAGGGGAGUGCGCUUCCCUCCUGCCAGUCAGCCUGACAUUGUGGUAGUGCCGGCCCUGCAACUAUGCUUUAUUAGGCUACCAUGGCCUUUCAAAUUCACUUUAUUCUCAGUUUACCAAAGUGGCCCUGAAGGAACCUCCAAAAGGGGAAUUUAUGAUUAUGCAACUCACUCCAGAGUAACGGCAUGCUUCGGGUGGUCAUUGAGUUCUUUUGUAAGUACAAUAUGUCUAGAAAUUUUUUUUUCUUACCAAAAUAGCCUAGUUUGCUGUUAUCAAUGGCUUUUAUUUGAAUUGCAAGACCGUCUGAUCUUCUUGCGAUCAUUGCGCGCUUUCGGUCCAAACUGACAUUCCUUUUCACACAAUAAACAAAACACCUGCAUAGUGAUCACUUAUUGAUGCAGACCUCUUGGAUGCUUCAGAGAUUGUAAACCUCUAAUAAACCUCAAAAUUGCUCUUUUCUUGCUGUGGUGACACACAGAGACUUGAAGCUCCUCAGGCUAAAAUAGUGUGCUUAUUCUGUCCAUUCCCUGUUUUUUUAUAUCUGCAGUAAGCGAGUUUUGAUAAAGCAAGCUGCAGAUUCUUAAUGUAGUCACCCAGGUGUUCUGCAAAGCCCUGCUUCUAACCUUUUUAAGGACUUAAAGGAUUUUAUCCCUAUAUCAGCACAGGCUGUAUUUGGCAGUCACUGGAUGCCAUCAAAGAUGUAGAUGUAUGGCUAUGGUUGUAUAAACAAAGUGAUUUUACUCCUAAAUGGCAGAGAAUUAAGCAGUAAGACUGCAGGUCCAUGAUCUAUAUACCAAAACCACUUCAUUAGGCUAAAGUUGUUUUGGUGUCUAUAGUAAUCCGGCUGCAACACCCUAUCACUAACCAUGAUUUCUGCUUCCCAUAUUUUCUAUACCUGGGUGUUGAGCUGUUGUUGAUGUUGGACUACAGCUCCCAUAAUCCUCUUCCAGUUUUUGUGUGGGAGAAAUGAAUAGGAGUUGUAGUCUAGAAGCAUCAUGGAACAUUGCAAUUUGAUAAUGUUUGUGUCCUUAUGAAGAUUUUUUUCCCGUCUAAUAGUGUAAUAUUUUGGGUAGUAAUUGGUUAAAGCUAUAAUACUCAUUAUAUGCAUUUGCCCACAUUUUAAUUGGUAAUCUGCUAAUCAAAUGUCUUUCUUAUCAUCUAUAGAUUAUUCUUGCAGAAAAAACAAUUGCUUCAGAAGGUUGACAGAUACCAGCAGACACGCUUGGAUUCCCUGAGACAGAAGAAAUCAGUUCUGCAUCGCCUGCAAGAGGAGCUUGAAAACAGGCUGAAGGUAAUCAAUAAUCUCUGAGCAACGAACUCGAACUCAGUCUCCAGCAAGUGACUUAAAAUUUACACGAGAACGCUGCACAUUAGGAGUAAGAUAUCAGACUUUUAAACUGUCUGUAUUUGAUUUAUUUCUCAAAAAAGGCAGUCCUUAAAAUGGACACUCCAGGCUGAAAAGUUGAAGUGAAAAAUACUUUAACUCUAAUUUUAUACCAUAAUACUAUGUAUAUAAUAAAAUAGUUUUGUACUUUUCAGAUUCAUUGUACAGAAAUAGACAUCCAUUACUAAAAGACGCAAAUAACCCUUACAGGUGUACAUAGUGGAUACAGUUAUUCAGCUUAACACAUCAUAUUAUUACCUGUAUAUGCAAUGUAUGUCCUAUUAAUUUAUUUAUUUUCAUUGUAUAUCAGCGGUUCCCAAACUGUGUGUGUGUGUCGGUGUCUAUAUGAAUUUGUGUGUAUGGGCAUCUGUGUGUUAAUGUGCAUUAAUAUAUCUGUGUACAUAUGUGUGUAUGUGCAUACAUUCAAUCAGUCAAACACCAGCACAACAUACAAGCACACUCCAGCAAUCUAACACAAAUAUUACAUACAAACACACACCUGUAUUAAAACACAAAUGUACAUCCACAUUUAAAAGUGAGCAUUACAUUCAGAUACACCCUUGCAAUCAAACACAAACAUUACAUACAAACACACCUUUGUUUCAAAACACAAAUGUAUACAAGCAUCCCUUCAAACGCCAACACUUUAUAUUAUCCUAUGCCGCAGCGCUGAACAGAUAUACAACCUAGAAAUUUUAACCUGGGGUGCCUUGGAAAAAUACGGAAAUAUUAAGGGUGCCUUGAACCUGAAACGUUUGGGAAUCACUGUUGCAUAUGGUUACUGUUUAUUUAUGUCCGUUAUAGUAAAUUAUUAUUUUUUUCCUCCUAAGGGAGCAGAAGAGGAAUUUAUUGCAGAGGUGGGUGCUCUGGCCAGAAUUCGCCUCGCAGAUGGAAAUAAUGCUGUAAAUAAGUCACUGCCAGGUCAGUAUGAACGCUUCCGAAAUCUGUCAUUUUAACAACUUCCAUUAUAGGCUCUGGUGCAGCUGAUUUGAGGACAGAGUCUCAGUAAUUCAUCACACAGAAAUGGCAACAAUCAGGGCAUAGUCCAGGGCUGUGAAAUUCCCCUGCCAGAUGUUAUCGGACUGAAACUUCCAGACAUAGGCUGACAGUGAGUUAUGGGAGUUGCAGUCCUACAAUGUGUGGCUGGUAAACAGUUCAACACUUCUUAAAUGAAAUGGCAAAAAUCAGGGCGUAGUCCAGGGCUGUGAAAUUCCCCUGCCAGAUGUUAUCGGACUGAAACUUCCAGACAUAGGCUGGCAGAGAGUUAUGGGAGUUGCAGUCCUACAACGUGUGGCUGGUAAACAGUUCAACACUUCUUAUAUAGUUUAUGCUGCAGUCUUAUCAAGGAGUCUAUGAUUGUAUUGUAAAACUCUGUGCUCCAUACAGCAGUAUAUGUGCAGUGAGCUGUGUAUGUAGGAUACUAAGAUAUUUUCAGAUAUUUCAGUGUGUGUGUGUUAACACUUUAGGGUAUAAAAUAAGACCUUAUUAUAAAGUACCAAUAAUUUCAUUGAACUCUUGCUAAGUUUGUUUUUUUAUGUUUCUUUUAUACAAUAAGCAUAUUAUUCCUUUUGUUUUUGCAUUGAAUCUGCAUAGACAUGUAGCGCCAGUGACAUGUAGAGGUCGGCAUUGGAAUUGUUGGUUUAAACUGAGGGUUAAAAAAAACCAAAAAACAUUCUGUGUAUAUUAUGUUAUGUGUCCUGAUUUCAUGAUUUCGUUUUUUUCUUUCUUCAUCAGAAUCGACCAUUAAAGGCGUAUCCAAGAAAAUAAAGUGAGGAUUGAAGCAAAGAAGAGUAUAUUGAUAUAUAUAUAUAAAUAUAUAUAUAUACACAUAUACACACACACACACACACACACUGCAUUUAAUAUACAUAUGUUUUUAUUUUUUUAAAUAAUUAAUAAAUGGCAGAUUGUUUUUGCUGUCACUGUUAACUUAAGGAAUAAUAUUAUUUUGUUUAAAGGGUACUGUGGACACCCACAUAUUGUGUGCAAUGUGUAGGUUACACCUAGUUAUACUGAGUGGGUUUAUAUUUUCCUAUCCUCCUUCAGUUUUUUUUUUUGUUUUUUUUAACUGCUCUGUAAGGAUACCUUCGCUGCUUCUUUCCAACAUACAGUGUUUCCCCUGUUUGUCCUAAUGAUACAGCUGUAUGUAACUUCAUCGUUUGGGUUCAACUGCCAGCUUUACUUCAUCGCUUGGUAGUUAACUGCUAGCUUUUUACAGCAGAAGGCUGACAGUUGAACUACAUCUCACAGAAAGCACUGUUGUGGAGAAGCUAAUGGGUACAGUCCCAGCACUGCAAGAAGGUUAAAGGGAUUCUAUAGUGCCAGGAAAUCAAACCCAUUUUCCUGGCACUAUAGGUUCCUGGAGUGCCCCCCUCCUGCGGGGCUCAAGGGGAUAAAACCCCUUCAGCCAGUUACCUGAAUCCAGUGCCGAUGCCUCUCAGCACUGGGUCAAGCACCGCCCACGCUCCUCCCUCGCUGACGUCAGACGGCGGGGGAGACCUAAUGUUUUUAUAUGGGGAAAAUUUGAUGCUGGAGGUCCGUUAGGACGCCCAGCGUCAGAUAACAGACCAAUAGUCUGUUUGGGUUCCGGAAGCCCUCUAGUGGCUGUCUGUUAGACAGUCACAGAGGGCAGGCUUAGAGCUGCACUGUAAACAGCACUAAGUGCAAAAGGGUCACAGCACACAGACUACUUUAAUUAGCUGAGGUGGUCUGGGCUGAAUUUCAUCCUAGUUUGGGCAGAAAUUGUUGAGUCUGGGAAUUUAUAGGAAAAGCAGUGAACAAAGUUUACAUUUUUUAUUAUUUUUCAAUUAAUUUUCACAUAUAAACUAGUAAAUUAAUUUAAAAAAAAUAAUGGGAUUUCUGAACAGUGUCACAUAAGAUACUUUUAUAAGAUAAGACAAUUUCACUCUCUUGGCAGGAAUUCUACCUACUAAGAGCAACGACUUAUAGUAUGAGUUAUUACAUGAAAUCAUCAGAAAAUCAGUUUGUUUUUGUUUUUUGUUUUUUUAAAUUCCAGCUUUUCAUCUGAGACAGAUCCUGACUUGAUUAUAGCUUUGCAUGUGAUAUUUUAUAUAAAAAUGGUACUGCAUUAAAUAAAUUAUUUUUGUUACAAUUCAUGUUAAUGCUUCAAUUCUUUGGGCCAGAAUAACGUAUGUUUUCCAGUUUUUGUAGAGAGCAUCAAUGUUUCGCUGAGAAAAUUCUUAAACAAUCUGAUUUGAGUAUCAUUAUAAACAUUCCUAUUAAACAUAAUAUUUC